This is a messenger RNA of Epinephelus fuscoguttatus (brown-marbled grouper), 53357 nucleotides long. It is a transcript of the gene syne2b, whose product is annotated as spectrin repeat containing, nuclear envelope 2b. Gene Ontology annotation, cellular component: membrane. Gene Ontology annotation, molecular function: protein binding. The record is from RefSeq and is a predicted model, not a curated record. NCBI's taxonomy places the organism in Eukaryota, Metazoa, Chordata, Actinopteri, Perciformes, Serranidae.
GUCAAACUGCGCUUCAGGUUUCAUCUCCACCAGCUACUACACAGCAAGAUCUGCGCUUCCACUUUGGAAAUCACUGUCCAGACCUGCAUCUGUGCUGCACCUUUCAUCACCAAAACGCACUCCUUUUCUGCAUAGUGGUGCCAUGCUGCCCGGAGGCUGUGGAUGAGAAAGUAUGUCGUCAGACUUCUACUACAGAGAUGAUGUGGUGGAGAGGGGGUCCAUCCCCCUGGACAUCGAUAAUGUCCACAUGCUGCUGCAGGUGGAACAAGAACAGAUCCAGAAGAAGACCUUUACCAACUGGGUCAACGCUCAGCUAGCAAAGCGGAGGCCACCGUGUAUGGUCGUGGAUCUGUUCCAUGACUUCUGUGAUGGCUCCAAACUGUUGGACCUGCUGGAGGUGAUGAGCGGCCAGCGCCUUAGUCGGGAAAGAGGCAGGGGAAUGUUUCAGCACAGGAGCAACAUUGAGAAAGCCCUUUCCUUUCUAAAGAAGAAAUCGAUCAAACUAGUCAACAUAAACAUUCCUGAUAUUAUUGAUGGUAAACCGUCCAUCAUCCUUGGCCUCAUAUGGACAAUCAUCCUACAGUACCAUAUCGAGGAAUUGGCCAGUGGCCUUUCUUUCGAUUCCCGUCAGUCCUCCAUGGAGUCUUUGGCCAGUCUGGACUCCCGCUCCACCUUGUCGAGCCGCUCAGCCGGCAGCAGUCCCGUCCCUCCCAGAGGCUCGCCACUACACAACCGAUUCAGGGUUUCUGCCAAGAAGGCCCUGCUGCUGUGGGUCCGCGAACAGUGCCACAAAGCUGGCUGUUCAAUAAAUGUGAAAGACUUCAAAACUAGCUGGAGGAGUGGAGUGGCCUUCCUGGCGAUCCAGUACGCUCUGCGGCCGGACCUGGUGGAUCUGUCCAAAGCCAGAACCAGAAGCAACAAACAGAACCUGGAGGAGGCCUUCAGCAUCGCAGAGAGAGAGCUGAGGAUCCCCAGACUGCUGGAUCCUGAUGAUGUGGACGUUCGGGAUCCUGAUGAGAAGUCCAUCAUGACCUACGUGGCUCAGUUCCUGCAGUACUCCAAAGACCUGCCGGUGACAGAGGAAGAAAUGCAGACACAAUACCUGACAGUCCCUAAAAGCCCUUCUCCUGUCGACCUGCCUGUUCACUACACUCCUGCUAUUUCUGCCUCACCUCUGCGACAGGUGACACCUGAUCAGAAGGCACAGGAAGUGACAUGCUGGCUGGUUCAGGCCUAUGACGAGUUGCUGGAGGGAUGGGACUCCACAGAGGGAGAGAGCUACUCAGAGAGAUACCAUGUGAUUCAGACCUUUCUGGUGUCCUUUAAUGAGCAGCGGCGUCCCAUCAUGCCUUUACUGACAGCGAUGAGACGGACCCCGAAACUGAGCGAUGAGCAGCGGGCUCUCAGAGACGCGUGGGACAACCUUACUGAAAAGCUACGUGAAUACAAAGUGGAGUUAGAUAAGAGUCUUCCAGCACCCUUGAACACGGUGGCUCGCUGGCUGCUGAAAACGGAGAAGGCCCUGGCCGAGGAGGAGGGUGACCCACAGGACCACGGCCGAGCUGCUGACGAUGCCAGGGAGAAACAAGAGCUCCUCAAAGUCUGCCUGGAGGACAUGCCGCAGCAUGUGAAGACCUUCCAGUCCUUCCAAAACUUGGACGAGUAUGGAAACGUGAUGGUUCCUACUGACAAGAUGGAUGAACUAAAGAGGAGAUUCACCAGUGUGAGAGUGACUGCCAAAUACCACGGGAUCAAGCUGGAUUACAGAGAGCACCGUCACACAGUUUUAGAUCUGUUGGGGCAGAUCAAGACCAAGCUGCGGCUUUGGAAGAGACCUUACAUCUCCCCAGAGGCUGUCAGGUUGUUGCUGCAAGAAUGGCAUGACCUGGUGAACACACAGGAGCUACCCUCUUUGUUAGAGUCAGCUCUUCACAAGCUGAAGCAGGUUUCUGAGAAAUAUUCAAGCAAAUCUGCCCUCGCUGCAGAUUACCACCAGGUCAGUCAGCAGGUGAAGCAGCUGGAAGAGGACACCGCUGCGGUUUUGGAAGAGGUGACCAAAACCAAGAGCACCAUGGGACGGGUCCUGUCUGCUUGGGACUCCUACAGUGACUGCUUCAGCUCCCUGCAGGCUUGGCUGGAGCAAGGCUCUGCAGCACACAGCCAUGGCCGAAGACCAGAGGUGACGUCAGAGAUGAUGGCGGAGUGGGGAUCCCGACAGGCCCACCUGAACGAGGUGGGUAACUUCCUGAUCGAGUCAACAGACCCCCAGACCAGCAGGGGCCUGGCAGAGGAGCUGCGCAGACUCAACAUGCACUGGGCCGAGUUUGUCAAGAAAAACACAUUUGACAACACGGCUGAGCCCAGCGCUGACGUCCAGGCCAGACCCCAAGACAUCCAAGCUCUGAUCAGAGAAGCCACUCUGAUUCUCAGAGAGCCUCUGGAGGCCAUGGGAGGUCCCUUACGCACCUACAGAAAAAGAAUACAGUUCAUAAUGAGGAAAAUAAAAGAAUUGGAUCUUGAGGCUCUGGCUCCCUCCCCAGAAUGCCCAGCAGAUCAGUUACAGAAACUGAAGCUUGCUGUACCUGAAGUGAUGCAGACCUUGAUGGAGGCAGAACAGGUGUGUACAGAGCUGCAGCACAGUGUGUCAGGUCUGGACAGUCGUAUGGCUGAACUCCUGCAUUGGGAGACUGAGGCCAGUGAGCUCUACCAGCUGCUGAGGGCCCAAGACAGACAACAACAACAGCGGGGCCAGGACCCACGGGCCAGGGCCCUGAUUUCCCGUGGUCUACAGCUGGAGGGCCAGGUGGUUACAGAAGAGCAGGACCUGCAGGUGAUGGUGAUGACGAGUCAGAAAAACUCACCCAUCCAGUACCUCCAUGCCACCACCAUGCAGGACCGAGUGCGAGCUGCUGUUGCACAGUCACAGGAAGUUGUAGGUAUGCUGAGCAGCCUGGGAGCCAGAAGAGACAGAAGCAGAAGCAGAAGCCCUCCAGAAGGGUCUCCUCCAUCCAAAGUCUUUAAACAGGCUAAAGAGAGUUCUCAAUAUCUGACACAGUCAGACAGAGACAGAUGGCCAACUAAGCAGCCUGAGACAACGUUAGUUUCUCAUCAGCGUCAAACCUUUGUACCAAAGAUAGUGCUGCAGGAAUACAGACAAGAAAAGGUGACUUCUCCUACAAUGCCAUAUACCUAUGCACAAGCUGUCAUGCAGACCAGGAAAAAGUCGCCACCAGAAGGCUAUGCUCAGGCCUGGCCAGAGGCUGCCGUGCAAAAGCCACAGCAGACUCAGGAGCAAGGAUUGAUACAGCAGCAACAGCCACCGCAGCAAGGACAACUUGACAGACAGACAGAAAAAGAGCUACAACAGCAAGAACUCAAGCAACAGCAACCACAAGAAGUGCAACAGCAGGGGCCGAUGCAAACACAGCCUCAACAACUGCAGCAGAAGCAGGAAUGGCAACAGGUGGAGCAGCAGCAGCAGGUAGAAAUGCAUCAAUACCAAGUUAAGCAGGUGGUAACAGAGAGGCCAACACCAGAGCCCCAUGAGCAGACUUCCCUUCAACAAUCACCAGUGAAGAAACCACACCUGAGCUCCCAGGAGCUUCAGAGCAGAAAGACGCAGGCCAUGAAGAACCGGCCCUGGCUUCAGAAGCCAGGCUCAGAAGAGCAUAAAACUCCCACUCCAGAACCAGAACAGGGUUCCACUCAGGAGAUUCAGCUGCAGUCAACCAGAGAAACAGUGGCAUCAGUUCAGGUUGUUACACAGCAUACAGCAUCUACUAGACCACAACCUGAGGCGCAGGCAAAGGUUACUAAGCAGCCAGAAGAACAGCAAAAAGAGCAACAAAAACAAGCACAGCAACCUCAAAAUCUAGAGCAGCAACAACAACUGCAACAUCAACAAAAACAACAAAAAGAGAAGUAUCAGCAACAAAAGCCACGUCAACUGGAAAAACAACAAAGGCAACAGGAACAAUUGCUGCUGCAACAACAACAAGAAAAACAUCCACCGUCUGUUGUAAGACAGGCUCAACCAGAUUCAGACACCAAGGCUAAAUCCCAGACUGCUACUAUGGCUCAGCCUCACCCACAAACAAAGGCCCCAAGUCAGUCACAACCCCAAACUACUGCUCAGGCUAAAACUCAGGCAGCGGUCCACGUGCCAGUGCAGUCUGCAAGUAUGUCCCAUACUUCCACUGACGGUCAGCAACCACUGAAGACCAUGCCCCAGACCACAGUGAGCCAAGGUCAGCCGCAAACACAAGUUCUUCCACAGCCCCAUGGCCCCGUGAAGACACAGUCAGUGACCCAGCAGCAGACACAACAACAGCUCCAGCCUCAGGUUCAGACUCAGUCUCAAACAUGUACCCCAGGUGGACCUCAACCAUCUGUGCAGCCACAGGGUCUACUUCUUGGCCCACCUGUAGUUCAAGUGCAGACAUUUUCUCAAGUCAAACCUUCUUCCCCUAUGCAAGCUUCAUUUCAGGGUCACAUACCGCCUCCUGUGCCAUCCCACAUUCAGCUUCGAAGUCAUCCACAGGCCUGGUCUCCUGUCAGGCCGCCAUCCCCUAAGCCACCAACACAAGCUCAGAUGACCCAAUCUCAAACCCAUGCUCAGUCAGUGCCUCAGCCUCAACCUCAUGCUCAGUCAAUGUCUCAGCCUCAAACCCAUACUCAGUCAAUGCCUCAACCUCAAACUCAUCCUCAGUCAAUGUCUAAGCCUCAAACCCAUCCUCAGUCAAAGCCCAGUUCUCAAAUAUAUCCUGAGUCUAUGACCCAUCCUCAAACCCAUUCCCAGUCCAUGAUGCAGGUUCAAACCCGUCCUCAGUACAUGACCCAGCCUCAAACCCAUCCUCAGUCCAUGACCCAGCCUCAAACCCAUCCUCAGUCCAUGACCCAGCCUCAAACCCAUCCUCAGUCCAUGACCCAGCCUCAAACCCAUCCUAAGUCCAUGACCCAGCCUCAAACCCAUCCUCAGUCCACGACCCAGCCUCAAACCCAUCCUAAGUCCAUGGCCCAGGUUCAAACCCAUGCUCAGCCAACGGCCCAGCCAAGUCGUACCCAACCUUCAGCUCAACAGACCCAAGCUCCUCAUGUAGUCCAGCCUCAGGGUCCUAUUCAGCCGAUGACUCAGUAUCCUGCACAUGCGCAGCCCGAGGUCCAGCACCCAGGCCAUAUUUCCCAGGGCCAAAUCCAUGCUUGGACUCAAGUUAGAGGCUCAUCCCCAAUGUCUGUCCAGUAUCCACAAGCUCCAGCACAACAUCCUCUUUACCACCAAGGUUACUCCCAGGGACAGUCUCCAACCCACCAGUGGCCACCCAAACAAGAGCCUCAAACGCAACCUGCUGCCCAGCAGAGGCAUCCAAUUCCCCAGCCAUACCCUCAGCAAAGAGGUCAAGCUCCACAGUCUCAAGCUUACCCAGCAGUUCAGGCUCAACAACAGUGGCCCCAAGUUGGGCCCCAACAAGGACCUCAGGUUGGGUAUUCUCACAUGGGGCCAUCAUAUACUCAGCCUCAGAUGCAAACACAAACCCAACCCUGGGCUCAAACACAACCCCAAAUGAGACCCCAGAGUUCCAUGCAACAUCAACCUCAAAUGGGAGCUUAUAAUAUGUUUCAUAUGCAGGGGCAACAAGGCCAAGUUCAGCAACAGACUAGGUUUCAGGCACCGCCCCAACGUCAGCCACAGCCGUAUCCCCAGCCUUAUUCCCAGCCUCAAUCUCAGCAAUAUUCACAGGUUCAGCAUCAACCUCAGCGUCACCCUCAGCCUCAGAUGCAAGCUCAAACACCUCCCCAAUCGCAACCACCACACCUAGCCCAUCCUCAGCUUCCUUCUCAGCCUCAGAUCCAACCCCAGCAGCAGGUCCAGUCCCAAACACACAUCCAGACGCUGCCACUGGUACAAGUAAAACCCCAGGCCCAGACUCAGCAGCCUCAGCCCAAUCUUCAGUUCCAGCAGCAGCCUCCACAACCCAAACAUCAGGUCCCGCUCCAACAACAACCGAAGAUUCAAUCACCAACUCAACCAAAAGGUGAAUCCCCUCCACAACCCAAACGUCUGGCCCAAUCACUACCACAAUCAGAGGUUCAAUCACCGACUCAACCCAAGCUUCAAUCACAGACCCAACUUAAGGUCCAAUCAAAAACUCAACCUAAGGGUCAGCCACAGACCCAAACUAAGGUGCAGUCACCAACUCAACCCAAGGCUGAAUCAGUGGCACAGACUUUACCUGAACCCCAGUUACCCCCUCAGCUCAUGGCUCAGUCAACAAUCAAGGCUGAAUCACUACCACAACCCAAAACACAGGCCCAAACAGCACCACUACCUGAAGCUCAAUCACAGACCCAACCGAAGGUUCAGUCAUCAACCCAACCCAAGACCCAAUCACCACCACAACCCAAAUCACAGGCCCAAGCAGUACCACUACCUGAAGCUCAGCCACCAACUCAGCCCAAGGUUCAGUCAUCAACUCAACCCAAGGCCCAAUCACCGCCACAACCCACACCACAGUCCCAAACAGCGCCUCUGCCUGAAGCUCAAUUACCAGCUCAACCCAAGGUUCAGUCGCCAACCCAACCCAAAGCCCAAACACUGCCACAGCCCCAACCUCAGGCUCAGUCACCACCACUACCCAAGGCCCAAACUGGACCACAAUCUAAGGCUCAGUCACCCCCACAGGCCAGACCUCAGACCCAACCACCUCCACAGUCAAAACCUCAAACUCAGUCUCCUCCGCAACCCAAACCUCAACAGCCCCAAACUGUUCUCCUCCCCCAGGUCAAUGUGCUGCCUCAGUCCCUGUCAGAGUCACCAGAACUAUGCAUGAAACCUCCGGCCCUGGCCCAGGCGCCUCCCCAGGCCUACACAGAGGCUUAUGCUAAGGCCCAGGCUUUGGCCAGAAAUGGCUUUGAGGAGGCCAAGCACUGUCUGCAGGAGCAUAUCAUGGAAUGCAUUAAUGUGUUUAAAGACAAAUCUUUAUCGUCUGAGCCAGCAUCAGUGAAAGAGGAGACCCUGAAGACCCUGGACCCUGAGUUGCUUGAGGAGUUCUUGAGGGCAGCCAAAGGCAUGGAGGCCUUUUGUACCCCGUCACAGCUCAGAGACAUGGAGUUCUUCACCCAGUCUGUCAUGACACAGUGGGAGGCUUGUUUCUCAGCCGAGGGCAGCUUUGCCCAAGCAGGGCAGCACCUCGAGGCCUUGAAGGAGCUGUGUGACACCCUGAGCCCUGAGGAUGCUCACCGCCUGGCCCAGACUCAGCUGAGGGAAUGUGAGACGAGGCUGGCUGCCAUCCAGCGACAGUUCAGCGGCGACCAAGACGCACCACUCCCUGAUUCUAGGCAAGAUAUUAUUAAGAUUCCUGUUGCCUUCAGUGAGGAUCUGACCGCACAAAAGGAACCCACAAGACCAAGUGACAAACCUCUGGUCUCAGCUGAGGUGUUGCCAGUGAAGACAGCUGGUGUAGAGAAGAGGGAGGUUGAAAAGCAGCCUUCUGUGGACGAUGAAGUCACCAAAAAGGAGGCUUUGGAAAGAUAUGAGAACUGUAAAAGGGCUCUGCAGGCACAACUGGCUAAAAAUGAACAGAGCAUCGAGGAUGUCCCCUCUGACUCUGUCUCUCUGAAAGGUCUGCAUACACGGCUCCAGGAAAUACAGUUCUUGAGGCAAGAGACAGAGUCUCUGUGGUCUGAGUAUGCGAACCAGUGCUCCCAGUGUUCCCAGUUGAGCGGGAACACUGGUCUGGAGCAAGAGAAGGCUGAGCUGCAGGAGCAGUGGCGCAGCCAACAGUCCAAACUUCAGAAGAGGGGUAGCUCGCUAGGCGCCGCCCUCAGACAGAUCGACUCCACCGAGAACCACAUGGUGGACUUCACUGACCGUCUGGACCGCUACCUGAGACAGCCCAAAGACGUCACUGCCUUCACACUGGCCAACACCAACAUCCUGAAAGAUAUCAAGGAACUGGAUGACAACAUCCAGAGCGAGCUGGACCAGCUGUCCCGUCUAGACCCUGAAUCCAGCGAUCUGGACCCCAGAGACAGUCGUCCUCUGUCCCGAGAGGUGGAGACUCACAAAGCCAGCCUGGACCAGCUCCGACAGCAGGUCCGGAAGAGCGAAGCAGCCGCACGUGCCCUCGACCGCUUCCUCAUGUCAUUGCGCACUGUGGAUGAAGACAUCUCUGGAGUCCAGGGCGCCCCUUGCAGUGACCCUGUGGUACUGCAGGACUGUCGCUCCAAGCUGGGUCUGAUCAGGCAAAGCAUCGACAGUCUGAAGGAGAAGGCGCCUCAGCUGGAUGUGCUCCUGCAGGGCGCCAGGCUGACAGUCACCAGGGAAGGUGUCCCGGCCUCCUGCCUGGACAUGGUGACCGCUCUGCUGAGGAGGCUGGAGGAGGCUGACAGCGGGCUGGCCGGACAGCAGAAGGGUCUCCAGAAGGAGACACAGAGCAAAUCACUGGGCCUGAGGAAGAGGACGCUGCUGGGGGAGCUGAGGAAGCUUCAGGAAACAAUCGAAACACAAGGCCUGAAGGAGCCCACCAUACCUGCUGUACAAAACAGGCUACGUGCCCUGUCAGAUUUGGACGGUCAGGUGCAGGCGCAGCACGCAGAGCUCAAGAACCUCCGUGAACUUCAGGAGAAACAGGGAGGAGAAGAGCACGUCCUUCAGGAAGUGGAGACUCAGUGGAAGGAGACUCAGAGAGCUUUUUCUGACAGGAAGAAGCAGUGCAGCGUCCUGCUGGAGCUUCUGAAGAAGUUCCAGAGCUGCCGCAGCCAACUGAGCAGCACCAUGCAGAAAGCAGAGCAGACCAUCAGUGAGCGGGCUUCCUACUUAGGCAAGGAGAACCUGCAGAGAACCAUUACCACGGUCCGUGACAUUAAGAAGGAGCUGGGUGGUAUUGGAGAGUGCGUGGAAGAAUUGAAGGGUGUUUGCCGACAGCUGCAGACUCAACUGAAGAAGUUCGCAGACUGCAGUGAGGUGCCCUUUGAAGGAGAGGCUAACACACUUAUGGACAACUGGCUGGAUAUGACAGAGAAGACAGAUACCUACAUGGAUAACCUGCAGGUGGGGCUGGAGCUGUGGGAGAAGCAGCUGAUGCUGGGGGGAGAGGUGGACGGCUGGGCAGGGGCCAAACUGGUCCUGUUUGCUGAGAGCCAUCCCUUCCACGAUGAGCAACAAGUACUCGCCAUGAGGGAUGAGAUCCACGCCAAUGAGGAGAACAUUGAACAUUUCCACAAGAAGUCUGUCGAGAUCCAGGAGAUGCUGCAGAGUCGGGAGGCGCCACUGGAGCUGCAGGUGAUGGAGACCCAGCUGAGGAAGAGGAUGGAGCAGGUGAAGGAGCUGUUUGCCGACUGCACCGACGUCUUUGAGGAACUGGUAGCUGUGAGGAAACACCUAACUGAGAAGAUAGAGGAGUGCCAGUGCUCUGUAGAGGGUAUCCAGUGUUCUGUCAACAGUGUUGAUGCGUCACAACCAACGGUGGAGGAUGAGUUACAGAAUCUGUGUGACGAUCUGGAGACUCAGGAGGAGCAGGCCGCGGCAGCGCUGAAGGAGGUUGGUUUGAUUUCCAGCGUGGUCAGUCCUCAGGUGCUGGAGGCGCUGUCUGCAGACUGCGACAGGCUUAAGGAGGCCAUUUCCCGCACCAAGGAGAUGAUCCACCUGAAGAGAGAGGAGAGGGACAAAGGCCUGCUCAAGGUUAUCAAAGAUGAAAAGCAGUCAUUUGAGGAGUGGUUCCAGGACCUGCAGCUGUCUGUCAAUGAGUGCUUUGAGCAGCCUGAGAGCAGAGCAGACGUGGAAACAUCCCUGCAAAAACUCACUGCUUUCUUGAAAUCCAGGGAUGCAGAGAGACGUCUGGAGCAGCUGAAAGAUCAGCUGAAGAGAGGCAGCAAGCAGGUUCCUCCUCAGCAGCUCUCUGAGUUUAAUGACUGGCUGAAGGAGCAGGAGAAGGAGGUGGGCAGGUUCAGAACCCACUGUGACAACAAGCAGAAACAAAUGGAGCCACUCCUCAGUGACUUGAACAGUCUGCAGAUGCAACACGACAGCUUCCGUGAGUGGCUGCAGACCAAAGAAAAACAGUCUGCGAAGACUGUCAAUGCCAAACUUCUACUCACAGACCUUCAGGAUGAGAGUGGCAGAGUCGAGAGCCUGAAAAAGCUGUUAGCAUCGCUACGCAAACAAGGCGUCAGAGGUGAAAGCCUCCUGAAGGACGGUGAUAACUUGAUACAACGCUACAGUAACCUGGAGGCCAGACUGCAGAAGCAGGCAGAUGCCCAGAGCGCCCUGGAGGGGGAGUUUGACAAGUUUAAUACCCAGACCGAGAGCACCAGGACCUGGAUAACUGACCUUGUGAAACCCCUCACCUCCACCGGAAGGGACACUCAGACUGAGGAGAUAAAGCAGAAAGCACAGACCGUCCUGAGCUCCAAAUCUGAGGGAGACUCUAAAGUGAGCAACCUGAGAAGAAAAAGCGAAAGUCUGUGUGAGCAGGAGGACCUGGAGGAGGGCAAGAAACAAGAGGUUCAGCAGUCUGUCAGAGAAACAGAGGAGCAGUGGAAGACAGCUCUGAAGACAGCUGAGGACAGUCUCAACAAGGCGGAAACACAAGCCCAGUUAGACAAGGACUUAGACGCUGUCAAAGCCCAGAAUGAAAAUGUCCAGUCCUGGAUCAAAGAACAGGAGCAGAACGUACAGGCGCUUGGUGGUUGCAUGCAAGUCAGAGAAAAGCUACAGAUGGCACAAGUGACACUGAACUCCAAGCCUGAAGGAGAUUCAAAGCUCCAGGAUCUGAAGCAAAAAUGCCAGAGUCUGUGUGACAACCCGGGCUUGGACGAGAGCAAGAGACGAGAGGUUCAGGACGCUGUCAGACAAACAGAGGAACAGUGGAGGAAAGUCUUGCAGGCUGCUGAGGAGGGUCUCAACAAGGCAAAGACCGAAGCUUCCACUGAAAAGGACUUUGAUUCUUUCAAAACACAAAGUGAGGGCGUUCAGUCGUGGAUCCAAGAGCAGAAGCAGAAGCUGCUCCCCCUCAGUAGUCACAUGCCGUUUGAGGAAAGGUUACAGGUCGCACAGGCUGUUAUUUCCUCCAAACCUGAGGGAGACUCCAAGGUGCUUGACCUGAAGACACACGGUGAAGGUCUGUGUAAACAUCUGGAGGGGAGCAAGAAACCAGAGGUUCAGCAGGUGAUAAAAGACACAGAGCAGCAGUGGGGAACAGUCCUGCAGGCUGCCAGGCAGGCAGAGCUCAGAAGUCUCUCAGACGACUUUGACGCUCAGAGUAAAAACACUCAGUCCUGGAUCAGAGACAAACAGCAGCAACUACAGUCCGUGGGCAGUCACACACCACCUGAUGAGAGAUGUCACACAGCUCAGGCCAUCUUGAGCUCCAAACCCGAAGGUGAUUGUACGGUGAACAACCUGAGGAGACGGGGCCAGACUCUCUGUGACCAUCAGGACGCAGACAAAGGCAGGAAAGCCCACGUCCAGAAGACAAUCAGAGACACAGAGGAGCAGUGGAGGACAGUCCUGCAGGCUGCCAAACAGGUGGAAGCAGCUGCAGAAGUCGAGAUGACCAUGAAGACUGAGCAGGCAAAGCUGAAGCUGAAAGAAUUUGACACCCAGCAGCAGGACACUGAAUGCUGGCUCACAGACUUCCAGCAACGACUGGACUUACUGAAGAGUCAAACCACAGCUGAGGACAAACUGCACACUGCAAAGGCCAUAAUGAGCUCCAAGCCUGAAGGAGACUCCAGGAUCCAGAAGCUGAGAAGACGAGGCCAGAGCUUGAGCGGUCAGGACCUUGAGGAGCCCAAAAAACAAGAGGUUCAACAAAAAGUAAAAGGUGUUGAGGAGCAGUGGACGAGAGUCCUGCAAAAUGCUAAAGAAGCCCUGGAUCAGGCUGAGAAGCAGUUUGCUCUGGAGGGCCAGCUGAAGGAAUAUGAAGCCCUGAAAGAAAACACCAAAUCCUGGCUGGAAGACAAACAGCAGAGCCUCGUCUCUCUGGACAGUCAGACAGAUCCUGAAAAGAUAAUCAGCACCGCACAGACUAUCCUGAGCUGUAAGCCUGAGGGAGACUCCAAGCUGACAGAGCUGAGGAGACAGAGCCAGAGUCUGUCUGACCAGGAGGACCUGGAGGAGGACAAGAGACAGGAGGCUCAGCAGACGGUGAAAGAUUCAGAGGAGCAGUGGAAGACGGUCCUGCAGAAGGCAGAGAACACUCUGAAGAAAGCUGAGGUCCAAUACUCGCUCUCCAGGGAGCUGGAGUCCUUCCAUACCCAAGCAGGGAACACCAAAACCUGGGUCAAAGAGCUGCAGGAACAGGCCAAGUCCAAAGGCAGUGGCACUCAGGGCAGCCGUGCUCAGAUAGAGGACAGGCUGAACACAGCACAGGUCAUUUUGAACUCCAAGUCCAACGGUGAGGCUCAAGUGAUGGAGCUGAAGAAACGAGCUAAGAGUCUGUGUGACCAAAAAGACCUGGAGAAAGACAAGAGACAGGAGGUUCAGCAGACGGUCAAGGAUACUGAGCAGCAGUGGAAGACAGUCCUGCGGGCUGCUGAGGAGACACAGAGGCAGUUGAAGGGUGUUGUGGAGCGCAUGGCGUCCUGUCAGAACCAGCGAGAGCAGACUGAGGCCAGUCUGUCUGACCUGCAGAAGCAGACGUCCAACCUGCCGCGUGUCUUCCCCUGGCCGGGCCUGGGAGAGCGGAGGCAGGCAGUGGAAAACGCCCGGAGCCUGCUGGACCAGAGCACAGCUUUGGCCCCUGUCCUCUCAGACGUCCGCACACAGGCUGCAGAGCUGUUUAAGACCACACAGGACCCUGGCUGGUCAGAUCCCUCCUGGGCAGCCAAGGAAGAGGCCAUUCCUGCUCUGCUGAAAGAGCUGACUGAGGCAGCGGUUAAUCUGGAGCAGGGCAUCCAAACGGAGAGGCAGUGCACCCAGCUGGUGGAGCAGCAUGAAGCAGCCCAGGACUGGCUGAGGGAGCAGGUUAAAGGCCUGGGAGCUCCUCCAGCAGACAGACAGGGCCUGCACAACACCGUCAACACUCUGAAGGCCUUACUCCAGACAGUGGACAGGGAGAAUAAAGAGAUGAAGGAGCUGGACUCUGCCAGAGACAGUUUACUGAACCUCUGCACCCCUGGAGGACGGGAUGCCCUGACCCUCGAGGUCAGCCAACUCCACAGCCUCUGUGCCACCUCGGAGCGGGAGGUGAAGGAGCGCCUGAAGACCUGUGAGACACGGCUGGAGGAGCUGGACGGUCAGCUGGCCAAGAGGUCCAAGGGGCUGAAGGAGAGAGCAGCAGCCCUGCAGUGGGAGCUCCGCUCUCUGGACCAGGCGCUCAGUUACAGCGAACCACAUAACAACAUCGCUCAGCUCCAACAGCACUGGCACAGCCUUCAGAACUGUGAGAAAUCUCUAGAAGAUUUGGGUGUAAAAGUUCACAACCUUAACCAGGAAGUAAAAGCUACUCCUGCCUCUGAUGAGCUGCCAGCAGAAAUUACGACUGUGGUGCAGUCCUUAUGCCAGCAACAUGACAGUCUAAAAUCCAGGCUGAGUGACCGUAAGAGUACCUGCACUGCAAACACGGCUCGCUGUCUGAUGGACUCUCUUCACGCCCUGCAGGAGUGGAACCUCAGCAGACCACCAGAGUCCAGUUCUUCUGUGAAGGUGACAUUAGAGGAAGGUGAGAAGUUGCAGGCCAAUUUGCGGGAGGCACUCUCACACAAGCAGUUUCUGACAGACUGUUUGAUGCCAGUCUUGAUUGAGAAGCUGCAGAGAGAAGGUUCAGAGACACUCAGAGAAGCAGACACUCAUAAAGCUUCUCUCAGCCAGAGCUUAAAGGAACCUGAUGGAAAGAGUAAACAAAAGCUGUCUGAUGUACCACACGGUAAUGGAGAGGAGACAAAGGCAUCUUUAGUGGCACCACCUCGGAAAAGCAAGCGCUCACCUGAGAAAAAACCUCAAGUUACACAACAAAAAAACAUUACCUUGACAGAAACAUCUACAUCUAUUGAGGAUGUAUUGUCAGUUUCAGUUCAGUUGCAAACUGAGGCUAAAACAUCAAAGCCUACUGUGACAGUAGUCAUGGAAGACACAAAAAUAACUGGUGUGGGGCAAACCAGAAUUGAACCAACAAAAAAGAAAUCUCAGAGUCCAACAUAUGCUUCAGAACCUUUUACAGCACAACGUGACAACACUUCUCAAGAGGCACCGUUUAAAAGUAUAAAACUAGAUACCGCAGCUGAGCCUGUUGGAGCUGAGCAAAUCAAAUCUGCUGUUGAGGAAACUGUGCCUAUACAAAAGGUCAGUGAGCAGUCUACACCUGAUGUUGGUGAGAAAACUACACUUGUACCAUCCAGGAGAAAGGCCAGGACUUCAGCCACUGAUACAGAGCCUGCCCAGACUAAGGUGGAGCCUGAAAUGGUGAAAACUGGAAUUACUCAGGGAUCACCCAUAACUCUGACAGGAACUGCUGCUGUGGAAGAAACAAAGCGUGUAGCAACCAUUAUUCUAGAUGUUUCAGAGCCACUUGCUUCUGCCCCUGACAGUCUGACGUCUUCUUCAGCUCCACAGGUGGCCACAGAACUAACUGAAACUACUGUUGUGAAAGAACAAAUACUUUCUCCAACCAAGAGAAAACCAACAGAUCCAAAAUCUUCCCCAGAACAUGCUACAGAGGAGGUGGCACAGUCAAAGCUAGAGCCUAGAAGUCAGAAGCCUUCACUGAGCUCAGAAGAGCAAAUUGAAACUGUUGCUGAGGAAGAAACAAAAGUUAUACCAACCAGAGGGAAAUCAAUGGGUGUUGAGGUUUCCACAGUUGCAGAGCCAGAGUUUGUUCACGCACAAGCUAAAACUACUGUCCUGGAACAAAGUAAGCUUAUCCCACCUAAGAGGAAGUCAAAGAGUACAGAAACUCCUCUUAAACAUGCUGACACUGAGCCACACCAGACAAGGAUAGAACCUAAAGAUCAAAAAUCAUCUUUUAGUUCUAAUGACCUGAGUAAUGUUACUGAAGAAACAAAACUUGUACCGACCACCCGAAAGUCAAACACUGGUGACUUUUCCAAAACUUACGAAGCAGUUGUUACCCAUGUUAUAUCACUUGAUUUGGAGUCUGAACAAAAAAAGAAACAGCAUGAUGGUCAAAAGUUUUCAACUCCAGAGGUGGUCAAAGAACCGACUCACAGUCAGAAGCUAUCUUCAACACAAGAAUUGGUCACAGCACCACCUGAAGUAAGUACUGUGGAAAAAGGAAAGCUGUCACCAACCAAAAGAAAGUCAAAGGGUCUGAAACUUUCCCCAGAAGGUGCUACCACAGAGCUGACAAAGAGUCAGGAAGAGUUUGUCAGUCAGAAGCCAUCUAUAACUGAAGAGUUGGUCACAGCAACAACUCAUAUUACUGUUGUGGAAAAAGAACAGCUGUCACCUACAAAAGGAAAAUCAAAGGGUCUUAAACAUUCCCCAGAACUUGCUACCCAAGAGUUGAUAAAGACCAAGGAAGGCCCUCAGACUCAGAGGCCAUCCUCGACUCAAGAAAUGGUCACAACACCAAGUGGAAAUACUGUUGUGGAUAAGGGAGAGCUUCCACCAACCAAAAGAGAGUUAAAGGGUCUUAAACUAUACCCAGAAGUCGCUACCACAGAGGUGACAAAGAGUCAGGAAGAACCUGUCAUUCAGAAGCCAUCUCCAGCUCAAGAAUUGGUCACAACAACAACAACAACAACAACAACUGAAAUUACCGUUGUGGAAAAAGGAGAGCUUUCACCAACCAAAAAAGAGUUAAAGGGUCUUAAACCCUCUCCAGAAGUUGCUACCACAGAGCUGACAAAGACCAAGGAAGAGCAGGUCAGUCAGAAGCCAUCUUCAGCUCCAGGUGUGGUCACAACUCCAACUGAAUUAAGUACUGUGGAAAAAGGAAAGCUUUCACCAACCAAAAGAAAAUCAAAGGGUCUUACACUCUCCCCAGAAGUUGCUACCACAGAGGUGACAAAGAUGCAGGAAGAGCCUGUCAUUCAGGAGCCAUCUCCAGCUCAAGAAUUGGUCAUGGCAACAACUGGAAUUACUGUUGUGGAAAAAGGAGAGCUGUCACCAACCAAAAGAAAGUCAAAAGGUCCUAAAGUUCCCCAAGAGCAUCCUACCACAGAGCUGACAAAGACCAAGGAAGAGCAGGACAGUCAGAAGCCAUCUUCAGCCCCAGAUGUGGUCACAACUCCAACUGAAUUAAGUACUGUAGAAAAAGGAAAGCUUUCACCAACCAAAAGAAAAUCAAAGGGUCUUAAACUCUUCCCAGAAGUUGCUACCACAGAGAUGACAAAGAGUCAGGAAGAGCAUGUUGUUCAGAAGCCAUCUCCAGCUCAAGAAUUGGUCACAACAACAACUGAAAUUACCGUUGUGGAAAAGGGAGAGCUUUCACCAACCAAAAGAAAGUCAAAAGGUCCUAAAGGUUUCUCAGAACCUCCUCCCACGGAGCUGACAAAGACCAAGGAAGAGCAGGACAGUCAGAAGCCAUCUUCACCCCCAGGUGUGGUCACAGCACCACCUGAAGUAAGUACUGCGGAAAAAGGAAGGCUUUCACCAACCAAAAGAAAAUCAAAGGGUCUUAAACUCUUCCCAGAAGUUGCUACCACAGAGGUAACAAAGACCAAGGAAGAGCAGGUCAGUCAGAAGCCAUCUUCACCCCCAGGUGUGGUCACAGCACCACCUGAAGUAAGUACUGUGGAAAAAGGAAGGCUUUCACCAACCAAAAGAAAGUCAAAGGGUCUUAAACUAUACCCAGAAGUCACUACCACAGAGGUGACAAAGAGUCAGGAAGAAUCUGUCAUUCAGGAGCCAUCUCCAGCUCAAGAAUUGGUCACAACAACAACAACAGAAAUUACUGUUGUGGAAAAAGGAGAGCUUUCACCUACCAAAGGAAAGUCAGAGGGUCUUAAACCCUCUCCAGAAGUUGCUCCCACGGAGCUGACAAAGACCAAGGAAGAGCAGGACAGUCAGAAGCCAUCUUCACCCCCAGGUGUGGUCACAGCACCACCUGAAGUAAGUACUGCGGAAAAAGGAAAGCUUUCACCAACCAAAAGAAAAUCAAAGGGUCUUAAACUCUUCCCAGAAGUCGCUACCACAGAGGUGACAAAGAGUCAGGAAGAGCAUGUUGUUCAGAAGCCAUCUCCAGCUCAAGAAUUGGUCACAACAACAACUGAAAUUACUGUUGUGGAAAAGGGAGAGCUUUCACCUACCAAAAGAAAGUCAAAGGGUCUUAAACUUUACCCAGAAGUUGCUACCACAGAGUUGACAAAGAUGCAGGAAGAGCCUGUCAUUCAGGAGCCAUCUCCAGCUCAAGAAUUGGUCACAACUCCAACUGAAUUAAGUACUGUGGAAAAAGGAAAGCUUUCACCAACCAAAAGAAAAUCAAAGGGUCUUAAACUCUCCCCAGAAGUUGCUACCACAGAGAUGACAAAGAGUCAGGAAGAGCCUGUCAUUCAGGAGCCAUCUCCAGCUCAAGAAUUGGUCACGGCAACAACUGGAAUUACUGUUGUGGAAAAAGGAGAGCUCUCACCAACCAAAAGAAAGUCAAAAGGUCCUAAAGUUCCCCAAGAGCGUCCUACCACAGAGGUGACAAAGACCAAGGAAGAGCAGGACAGUCAGAAGCCAUCUUCAACCCCAGAUGUGGUCACAACUCCAACUGAAUUAAGUACUGUGGAAAAAGGAAAGCUUUCACCAACCAAAAGAAAAUCAAAGGGUCUUAAACUCUUCCCAGAAGUUGCUACCACAGAGGUGACAAAGAGUCAGGAAGAGCAUGUUGUUCGGAAGCCAUCUCCAGCUCAAGAAUUGGUCACAACAACUGAAAUUACCGUUGUGGAAAAGGGAGAGCUUUCACCAACCAAAAGAGAGUUAAAGGGUCUUAAACUAUACCCAGAAGUCGCUACCACAGAGGUGACAAAGAGUCAGGAAGAACCUGUCAUUCAGAAGCCAUCUCCAGCUCAAGAAUUGGUCACAACAACAACAACAACAACAGAAAUUACUGUUGUGGAAAAAGGAGAGCUUUCACCUACCAAAGGAAAGUCAGAGGGUCUUAAACCCUCUCCAGAAGUUGCUACCACAGAGCUGACAAAGACCAAGGAAGAGCAGGUCAGUCAGAAGCCAUCUUCAACUCCAGAUGUGGUCACAGCACCACCGGAAGUAAGUACUGUGGAAAAGGGAAAGCAUUCACCAACCAAAAGAAAGUCAAAGGGUCUUAAACUUUAUCCAGAAGUUGCUACCACAGAGGUGACAAAGGGUCAGGAAGAGCCUGUCAUUCAGGAGCCAUCUCCAGGUCAAGAAUUGGUCACAACAAUAACAACAACAACAACAACUGAAAUUACCGUUGUGAAAAAAGGAGAGCUUUCACCUACAAAAAGAAAGUCAAAGGGUCUUAAACCUUCUCAAGAAGUGGCUCCCACAGAGUUGACAAAGACCGAUGAGGAGCAGGUUAGUCAGAAGCCAUCAACAACUCCAGGUGUGGUCACAGCACCACCUGAAGUUACUGCUGUGGAAAAAGGAAAGCUUUCACCAACUAAAACUAAGUCUACAGGUCUUAAACUUCCCCCACAAAUAGCUACCAAAGACCUCACAAAGACCAGGGAAGAGCUCCAAAGUCAGAAACCAUCUCCAGCUCAAGAGAUGAAAUGUGAUAGUGUGAAGCCUGCCCCAGAUUUAGAGGUAGUCACAGGGCUGACUGAAAUCUCUGUAGUGGAAGAAACUGAAAUUUUUCCUCCAAAGAGAAGGUCAAAGAAUCAAACAUCUUUUCCAAACAUUGCGGAUAUAGAACCAACACAGAAAAAGGGAGAACCUACCAAUCAAGAGUUUUCAUCUAGUUCAAGAAAGGAAAUAAAAACUGCUGUUGUGGGAGGACUUAAGCUUGCACCAACCUGGAGAAAGCCAAAGAGUCCAGAACUUUCUAGACCCACACAGAUGGCUCAUAUGGAACCCGAACAAGAUAAGAAACAGAUUAAGAGUUCAGAGCUUACCACAGCUUCAGAGACCUUACCUAUUGUGGAAAUGGACUCACAACAACUACAAGAACCAGAGACCACAACGCAGAAAAUUGAUAUUGUUGGUGAAAGACAACUUCCAAUCAAGGAUGAUGCUAAAUCAGGUGUCCCUCAACAAAUGAAACCUGCUGAGGAGAGUCAAACCACUGUUAAAGAUGUCAGUCCAGUAUGUGAGAUGUUUACUCCUCAGGUUGGUGUCAUCAUUCAGGAGCUCCCAGGAAAGAAAGUUGCUACAGUUAUUCUAGACACAAAAGUGGAUACUUGUACUUCAUCUCCUCAUGCUGUACCUUUGAAGUCUGUCCCCACACCCAGUGAAUUACAGCAGUCUAAAGACAGAUCUAAAGAGGCCCCACAGCAGACCAUUACUCAGUCUACAGAAAGAGACUUGAGCACAGUGCCUAAAACACAGCUGCCUCUCUCCACUGAGCCUUCUGACACACCAAGUGUGGCAGACUACAUAGACAAGUUACAGGAAAACACAGAAGAGAAACAGAAGAGAUACCUAGUCCUCGACCUGCCUGAUACAGGUGUCACACCAACACAUGAAAUAAAGCCAAGUCAGCCGGAGGCAGAGACUGUGGCUGAAAGUGACUCCAUUCAACCCACCUCUGUGGUUUUUGCAGGGCUAUGGCCUUACGAGGGAGAGAAAGACAUUUCAGAAAAAAGCUCUGCUGAGCAAGACAUAAUAAAACCAAGUGAAACUGUGAGUCAGCUGAAAGUCACACAGGAACAACCCAAAGAGUUUAAGGAUUAUGAUAUACAGAAAGAGCAUGUUAAAGAGUUGACACGUGAUGUGCAUGAUGCACCCAAGAGUCUUGAUGAAAAGUCUGUUAAGAAAAUCCACUUGGAGCCUGAAGUGCGCAUUUUACAACUGGAUAUACAAACCAGUCCAGACAAGGAUGAAAACGCAUCUGUCACAAAAGCAAUCAGACCAAUUCCAACAAGUAUCCAGAGCGAAAGAGUGCCAGACAACAAAGAUAUAACUACUGCUGAUGUUGAGCCAGAGAAGGUUGCAAUUAAGAUGACGACAAUAGAAGUGCGCGAAAGCAGUACUGAACACCAUGAACAACAUCUGCUAGCAUUGUCCCCAGAUGAGGCAGGGACAGAAUUUGUAGAAAUAAGCAUAUCUGAGCAAGGUAUGGCAAAACCAAGCCAAACUGAGACUCAAAGAGGGCACCUAAAAACCACCAAGGAAAGACCCAAAGUAGUCAAGGAACAUGGUGUCCAAGAACAGCAACCGACACUGUCAACACAAAGCAUUGACAGUGUACCCAAGAGCUUGGAUAAAACAUCUGUUACGAAGGAGAAAAUCCACAUGGUCCCUGAAGUGCACAUCCCACAACCUGAUAAACCCACCAAUUUAGAGAAGGAUAAAAAAGCAUCUGUCACAGCAGCAGAAGUGCCAAGGAUAGAUACUGCCCAAGCAAGCAUCAAGAGCAAAAGCAUGUCGGAAAUCAAAGGCAUUACCCCUGUUGAUGUAAAGCCAGAGAAAGCUGCAGGUGAAAUGACGAAGAUGAAGGUGCAAAAAAGUGGUACUGAAUGUCAAGACGAUGUAGCUCAAAGGGGCUCUGCUCAACCCACCCCUUCGGAUUCUGAAUCAUCGCAACCACACAAAACAGAGACAGAAUUUAUAGAAAUAAGCUUUUAUGAGCAAGACAUAAUAAAACCAAGCGAAAUUGAUAUUAAGACAGGACUACUGAGAACUGCAAAGGAUAGACCUACAGAACUCAAGGAACAUGGGGUCCAGAAAGAGCAUGAUAUACCCAAGAGGCUGGAUGAAAAGACUGUCAGCAAGGAGAAAAUCCCCAAAGGGGAAAAAGUGCUCAUUUUACAACCAGGUACACAAGCCACGAUAAAGCAGCCUGAAGUCACAUCCCUUAAGAUAGCAAAGGCACCAAAGACUGAUACAGAUGACACAAGUAUCCAGGGCAAAAAAGUGCCAGAAAAGAAAGACCUGACAUCAGCUAAUGUACAGCCAGAAAAGGCUGCAGAUCAGAAGGCCAUGGUGGAAUUGAAGACCAAGGAGAAACCCAAAGAGGUCAAGGAUCGUGAUGUGCAAGAAGUGCAACCUAAAGUGUUGACAACAGACAUGCGUGAUGCACCUCAGAGCCUGGAUGAAAUGACUAUUGGGGAGGAGAAAAUACCCAAAGGAGCUGAAGUUUGCAUUUUACAACCAGGUACACGAGCCACUAUAAAGCAGUCUGAACUCACUCCUGUUACGAAAACAAAGACGCCAAAGACUGAUACAGAUCAAACAAGUAUCCAGGGCAAAAAGGUACCAGAAAAGAAAGACCUGACACGAGCUGAUGUUCAGCCUAAGAAGACUGCAGUUGAGAAGGCCAUGGUGGAAGUGAAGCCCAAGGAGAAACCCAAAGAUGUCAAGGAUCCUGACGUGCAAGGAGUGCAACCUAAAGUGUUGACAAAAGAUGUGUGUGAUGCACCCCAGAUCCUGGAUGAAAAGACUCUUAGAAUGGAGAAAAUCCAAAUGGGCCCUGAAGUACGCACCCUACAAUUAGAUAUGCCGUCCAGUCUAAAGAAGGAUGAAAACGCAACUGUCUCAAGUACAGAGGGGACAAGGAUAGAUAUAGUUCAAGCAAGCAUUCGGAGCGAUAGAGCCCCAGAAAACAAAGAUAAAACUACUCCUGCUGUCAAGCUAGAGAAGGCUGCAAUUCAGACAAGAGUAGAAACACAACAAAUUCCCACUGAAAUGCAAGAGGAUGUGACUCUGAGUGACUCCAAGCAACCCACUUCUGUUGCUUUUACAGCAGUGCAGCCAAGUGAAGAGACAACAUUUGCAAAGGUAAGCCCAUCUGAGCAUGACACUGUGCAACCAAGUGAAAGAGUGAUUAACCUGAAGUGCAUGAAAACCACAAAGAAAAAACCCAAAGAGGUCAAGGGUAGUGAUGGACAAGGAGUGCAUGCUGUGGAGUUGAGCAUGACAAAAAACAUGCAUGAUGCAACCCUGAUCCUUGAUGAAAAGUCUGUUAGUAAGGAGAAAAUCUACAAAGGUGAAAAAAUGCCUAUUUUACAAUCAGGUACACAAGCCACUAUGAAGCAGCCUGAAAUCACAUCCCUUGAGAUAGCAAAGGCAUCAAAGAGCGAUACAGAUCAAACAAGUAUCCAGGGUGAAAAAGUGCCAACAAAGAAGGACCUAACAUCAGCUGCUGUUCAGCCAGAAAAGGCUGCAGUUGAGAAGGCCGUCAUGGAGGUGAAGACCAAGGAGAAACCCAAAGAGGUCAAGGAUCGUGACGUGCAAGAUGUGCAAGCUAAAGUGAUGACAAAAGAUGUGCGUGAUGCACCUCAGAGCCUGGAUGAAAAGACUGUUGGGAAAGAGAAAAUCCCCAAAGGAGCUGAAGUGCGCAUUUCACAACCAGGUACACAAGCCACUAUAAAGCAGACUGAAAUCACAUCAGUUACCACAGCAAAGGCUCCAAAGAGCAAUACAGAUGAAACAAGUAUCCAGGGCGAAAAAGUGCCAACAAAGAAAGCCCUGACACCAGCUGCUGUUCAGCCAGAAAAGGCUGCAGUUGAGAAGGCCAUGGUGGAAGUGAAGCCCAAGGAGACACGCAAAGAGGGCAAGGAUCGUGAUGUGCAAGGAGUGCAGCCUAAAGUGUCGACAAAAGAUGUGCGUGAUGCACCUCAGAGCCUGGAUGAAAAGACUGUUGGGAAGGAGAAAAUCCCUAAAGGAGCUGAAGUGCGCAUUUCACAACCAGGUACACAAGCCACUAUAAAGCAGACUGAAAUCACAUCAGUUACCGUAGCAAAGGCUCCAAAGAGCGAUACAGAUCAAACAAGUAUCCAGGGCGAAAAAGUGCCAAUAAAGAAAGACCUGACACCAGCUGCUGUUCAGCCAGCAAAGGCUGCAGUUGAGAAGGCCAUGGUGAAAGUGAAGCCCAAGGAGACACCCAAAGAGGUCAAGGAUCGUGAUGUGCAAGAAGUGCAGCCUAAAGUGACGCCAAAAGAUGUGCGUGAUGCACCUCAGAGCCUGGUUGAGAAGACUGUUGGGAAGGAGAAAAUCCCCAAAGGAGCUGAAGUGCGCAUUUCACAACCAGGUACACAAGCCACUAUGAAGCAGACUGAAAUCACAUCAGUUACCGUAUCAAAGGCUCCAAAGAGCGAUACAGAUCAAACAAGUAUCCAGGGCGACAAAGUGCCAACAAAGAAAGACCUGACACCAGCUGCUGUUCAGCCAGAAAAGGCUGCAGUUGAAAGGGCUAUCAUGGAAGUGAAGACCAAGGAGACACCCAAAGAGGUCAAGGAUCGUGACGUGCAAGAAGUGCAGCCUAAAGUGACGCCAAAAGAUGUGCGUGAUGCACCUCAGAGCCUGGAUGAAAAGACUGUUGGGAAGGAGAGAAUCUCCAAAGGAGCAGAAGUGCGCAUUUCACAACCAGGUACACAAGCCACUAUAAAGCAGACUGAAAUCACAUCAGUUACCACAGCAAAGGCUCCAAAGAGCGGUACAGAUCAAACAAGUAUCCAGGGUGAAAAAGUGCCAGAAAAGAAAGACCUGACACCAGCUGCUGUUCAGCCAGAAAUGGCUGGAAUAGAGAAGGCCAUCAUGGAAGUGAAGGCCAAGGAGAAACCCAAAGAGGGCAAGGAUCGUGAUGUGCAAGGAGUGCAAGCUAAAGUGACGCCAAAAGAUGUGCGUGAUGCACCUCAGAGCCUGGAUGAAAAGACUGUUGGGAAGGAGAAAAUCCCUAAAGGAGCUGAAGUGCGCAUUUCACAACCAGGUACACAAGCCACUAUAAAGCAGACUGAAAUCACAUCAGUUACCGUAGCAAAGGCUCCAAAGAGCGAUACAGAUCAAACAAGUAUCCAGGGCGAAAAAGUGCCAACAAAAAAAGACCUGACACCGGCUGCUGUUCAGCCAGAAAAGGCUGCAGUUGAGAAGGCAAUGGUGGAAGUGAAGCCCAAGGAGAAACCCAAAGACACCAGGGAUCAUGACGUGCAAGCUAAAGUGACAACAAAAGAUGUGAGUGAUGCACCUCAGAGCUUGGAUGAAAAGACUGUUGGGAAGGAGAAAAUCCCCAAAGGAGCUGAAGUGUGCGUUUUACAACCAGGUACACAAGCCACUAUAAAGCAGACUGAAAUCACAUCAGCUACCGUAGCAAAGGCUCCAAAGAGCGAUACAGAUCAAACAAGUAUCCAGGGCGAAAAAGUGCCAGACAAGAAAGACCUGACACCAGCUGCUGUUCAGCCAGAAAAGGCUGCAGUUGAGAAGGCCAUGGUGAAAGUGAAGACCAAGGAGAAACCCAAAGAGGGCAAGGAUCGUGAUGUGCAAGGGGUGCAACCUCAAGUGACAACAAAAGAUGUGCGUGAUGCACCUCAGAGCCUGGAUGAAAAGACUGUUGGGAAGGAGAAAAUCCCCAAAGGAGCUGAAGUGCGCAUUUCACAACCAGGUACACAAGCCACUAUAAAGCAGACCGAAAUCACAUCAGUUACAACGGCAAAGGCUCCAAAGAGCGAUACAGAUCAAACAAGUAUCCAGGGCGAGAAGGUGCCAGACAAGAAAGACCUGACACCAGCUGCUGUUCAGCCAGAAAAGGCUGCAGUUGAGAAGGCCAUGGUGGAAGUGAAGCCCAAGGAGAAACCCAAAGAGGUCAAGGAUUGUGAUAUGCGAGGAAUGCAAGCUAAAGUGACACCAAAAGAUGUGCGUGAUGCACCUCAGAGCCUGGAUGAAAAGACUGUUGGGAAGGAGAAAAUCCCCAAAGGAGCUGAAGUGCGCAUUUCACAACCAGACAAGAAAGACCUGACACCAGCUGCUGUUCAGCCAGAAAAGGCUGCAGUUGAGAAGGCCAUGGUGGAAGUGAAGCCCAAGGAGAAACCCAAAGAGGUCAAGGAUUGUGAUAUGCGAGGAAUGCAAGCUAAAGUGUCGACAAAAGAUGUGCGUGAUGCACCUCAGAGCCUGGAUGAAAAGACUGUUGGGAAGGAGAAAAUCCCCAAAGGAGCUGAAGUGCGCAUUUCACAACCAGGUACACAAGCCACUAUAAAGCAGACUGAAAUCAUAUCAGUUACCGUAGCAAAGGCUCCAAAGAUUGAUACAGAUCAAACAAGUAUCCAUGGUGAAAAAGUGCCAAGAAAGAAAGACCUGACACCAGCUGCUGUUCAGCCAGAAAAGGCUGCAGUUGAGAAGGCCAUGGUGGAAGUGAAGCCCCAGGAGAAACCCAAAGAGGGCAAGGAUCGUGAUGUGCAAGGAGUGCAAGUUAAAGUGUCGACAAAAGAUGUGCGUGAUGCACCUCAGAGCCUGGAUGAAAAGACUGUUGGGAAGGAGAAAAUCCCUAAAGGAGCUGAAGUGCGCAUUUCACAACCAGGUACACAAGCCACUAUAAAGCAGACUGAAAUCACAUCAGUUACCACAGCAAAGGCUCCAAAGAUUGAUACAGAUCAAACAAGUAUCCAGGGCGAAAAAGUGCCAACAAAGAAAGACCUGACACCAGCUGCUGUUCAGCCAGAAAAGGCUGCAGUUGAAAGGGCUAUCAUGGAAGUGAAGCCCAAGGAGAAACCCAAAGACACCAGGGAUCAUGACGUGCAAGCUAAAGUGACAACAAAAGAUGUGAGUGAUGCACCUCAGAGCUUGGAUGAAAAGACUGUUGGGAAGGAGAAAAUCCCCAAAGGAGCUGAAGUGUGCGUUUUACAACCAGGUACACAAGCCACUAUAAAGCAGACUGAAAUCACAUCAGCUACCGUAGCAAAGGCUCCAAAGAGCGAUACAGAUCAAACAAGUAUCCAGGGUGAAAAAGUGCCAGACAAGAAAGACCUGACACCAGCUGCUGUUCAGCCAGAAAAGGCUGCAGUUGAGAAGGCCAUGGUGAAAGUGAAGGCCAAGGAGAAACCCAAAGAGGGCAAGGAUCGUGAUGUGCAAGGGGUGCAACCUCAAGUGACACCAAAAGAUGUGCGUGAUGCACCUCAGAGCCUGGAUGAAAAGACUGUUGGGAAGGAGAAAAUCCCCAAAGGAGCUGAAGUGCGCAUUUCACAACCAGUAUCCAGGGCGAAGGUGCCAGACAAGAAAGACCUGACACCAGCUGCUGUUCAGCCAGAAAAGGCUGCAGUUGAGAAGGCCAUGGUGGAAGUGAAGCCCAAGGAGAAACCCAAAGAGGUCAAGGAUUGUGAUAUGCGAGGAAUGCAAGCUAAAGUGUCGACAAAAGAUGUGCGUGAUGCACCUCAGAGCCUGGAUGAAAAGACUGUUGGGAAGGAGAAAAUCCCCAAAGGAGCUGAAGUGUGCGUUUUACAACCAGGUACACAAGCCACUAUAAAGCAGACUGAAAUCACAUCAGCUACUGUAGCAAAGGCUCCAAAGAGCGAUACAGAUCAAACAAGUAUCCAGGGCGACAAAGUGCCAACAAAGAAAGACCUGACACCAGCUGCUGUUCAGCCAGAAAAGGCUGCAGUUGAGAAGGCCAUGGUGGAAGUGAAGCCCAAGGAGAAACCCAAAGAGGUCAAGGAUCGUGAUGUGCAAGGAGUGCAACCUAAAGUGACGACAAAAGAUGUGCGUGAUGCACCUCAGAUCCUGGAUGAAAAGACUGUUGGGAAGGAGAAAAUCCCUAAAGGAGCUGAAGUGCGCAUUUCACAACCAGGUACACAAGCCACUAUAAAGCAGACUGAAAUCAUAUCAGUUACCGUAGCAAAGGCUCCAAAGAUUGAUACAGAUCAAACAAGUAUCCAGGGCGAAAAAGUGCCAACAAAAAAAGCCCUGACACCAGCUGCUGUUCAGCCAGAAAAGGCUGCAGUUGAGAAGGCCAUGGUGGAAGUGAAGCCCCAGGAGAAACCCAAAGAGGGCAAGGAUCGUGAUGUGCAAGGAGUGCAAGUUAAAGUGACGACAAAAGAUGUGCGUGAUGCACCUCAGAUCCUGGAUGAAAAGACUGUUGGGAAGGAGAAAAUCCCUAAAGGAGCUGAAGUGCGCAUUUCACAACCAGGUACACAAGCCACUAUAAAGCAGACUGAAAUCACAUCAGUUACCGUAUCAAAGGCUCCAAAGAGCGAUACAGAUCAAACAAGUAUCCAGGGCGAAAAAGUGCCAGACAAGAAAGACCUGACACCAGCUGCUGUUCAGCCAGAAAAGGCUGCAGUUGAAAGGGCUAUCAUGGAAGUGAAGACCAAGGAGACACCCAAAGAGGUCAAGGAUCGUGACAUGCAAGAAGUGCAGCCUAAAGUGACGCCAAAAGAUGUGCGUGAUGCACCUCAGAGCCUGGAUGAAAAGACUGUUGGGAAGGAGAGAAUCUCCAAAGGAGCAGAAGUGCGCAUUUCACAACCAGGUACACAAGCCACUAUAAAGCAGACUGAAAUCACAUCAGUUACCACAGCAAAGGCUCCAAAGAGCGGUACAGAUCAAACAAGUAUCCAGGGUGAAAAAGUGCCAGAAAAGAAAGACCUGACACCAGCUGCUGUUCAGCCAGCAAAGGCUGCAGUUGAGAAGGCCAUGGUGGAAGUGAAGACCAAGGAGAAACCCAAAGAGGUCAAGGAUCGUGACAUGCAAGAAGUGCAGCCUAAAGUGACGCCAAAAGAUGUGCGUGAUGCACCUCAGAGCCUGGAUGAAAAGACUGUUGGGAAGGAGAAAAUCCCUAAAGGAGCUGAAGUGCGCAUUUCACAACCAGGUACACAAGCCACUAUAAAGCAGACUGAAAUCACAUCAGCUACCGUAGCAAAGGCUCCAAAGAGCGAUACAGAUCAAACAAGUAUCCAGGGCGAAAAAGUGCCAGACAAGAAAGACCUGACACCAGCUGCUGUUCAGCCAGAAAAGGCUGCAGUUGAGAAGGCCAUGGUGAAAGUGAAGGCCAAUGAGAAACCCAAAGAGGGCCAGGAUCAUGUCGUGCAAGCUAAAGUGACAACAAAAGAUGUGAGUGAUGCACCUCAGAGCCUGGAUGAAAAGACUGUUGGGAAGGAGAAAAUCCCCAAAGGAGCUGAAGUGCGCAUUUCACAACCAGGUACACAAGCCACUAUAAAGCAGACUGAAAUCACAUCAGUUACAACGGCAAAGGCUCCAAAGAGCGAUACAGAUCAAACAAGUAUCCAGGGCAAGAAUGUGCCAGACAAGAAAGACCUGACACCAGCUGCUGUUCAGCCAGAAAAGGCUGCAGUUGAGAAGGCCAUGAGCCUGGAUGAAAAGACUGUUGGGAAGGAGAGAAUCUCCAAAGGAGCUGAAGUGCGCAUUUUACAACCAGGUACACAAGGCACUAUAAAGCAGACUGAAAUCACAUCAGCUACCGUAGCAAAGGCUCCAAAGAGCGGUACAGAUCAAACAAGUAUCCAGGUCCAGAAGGUGCCAGACAAGAAAGACCUGACACCAGCUGCUGUUCAGCCAGAAAAGGCUGCAGUUGAGAAGGCCAUGGUGGAAGUGAAGCCCAAGGAGAAACCCAAAGAGGUCAAGGAUUGUGAUAUGCGAGGAAUGCAAGCUAAAGUGACACCAAAAGAUGUGCGUGAUGCACCUCAGAGCCUGGAUGAAAAGGCUGUUGGGAAGGAGAAAAUCCCUAAAGGAGCUGAAGUGCGCAUUUCACAACCAGGUACACAAGACACUAUAAAGCAGACUGAAAUCACAUCAGUUACCGUAGCAAAGGCUCCAACGAGCGAUACAGAUCAAACAAGUAUCCAGGGUGAAAAAGUGCCAAUAAAAAAAGACCUGACACCAGCUGCUGUUCAGCCAGCAAAGGCUGCAGUUGAGAAGGCCAUGGUGGAAGUGAAGCCCAAGGAGAAACCCAAAGAGGGCAAGGAUCGUGAUGUGCAAGGAGUGCAACCUAAAGUGACGACAAAAGAUGUGCGUGAUGCACCUCAGAGCCUGGAUGAAAAGACUGUUGGGACGGACAAAAUUCCCAAAGUAGCUGAAGUGUGCGUUUUACAACCAGGUACACAAGCCACUAUAAAGCAGACUGAAAUCACAUCAGCUACUGUAGCAAAGGCUCCAAAGAGCGAUACAGAUCAAACAAGUAUCCAGAGCGACAAAGUGCCAACAAAGACAGACCUGACACCAGCUGCUGUUCUGCCAGAAAAGGCUGCAGUUGAAAGGGCUAUCAUGGAAGUGAAGACCAAGGAGAAACCCAAAGAGGGCAAGGAUCGUGAUGUGCAAGUAGUGCAGCCUAAAGUGACGACAAAAGAUGUGCGUGAUGCACCUCAGAGCCUGGAUGAAAAGACUGUUGGGACGGACAAAAUUCCCAAAGUAGCUGAAGUGUGCGUUUUACAACCAGGUACACAAGGGACUAUAAAGCAGCCUGAAAUCACAUCAGCUACUGUAGCAAAGGCUCCAAAGAGCGAUAUAGAUCAAACAAGUAUCCAGAGCGACAAAGUGCCAACAAAGACAGACCUGACACCAGCUGCUGUUCAGCCAGAAAAGGCUGCAGUUGAAAGGGCUAUCAUGGAAGUGAAGACCAAGGAGAAACCCAAAGAGGUCAAGGAUCGUGACGUGCAAGAAGUGCAGCCUAAAGUGACGCCAAAAGAUGUGCGUGAUGCACCUCAGAGCCUGGAUGAAAAGACUGUUGGGAAGGAGAAAAUCCCCAAAGGAGCUGAAGUGCGCAUUUCACAACCAGGUACACAAGGCACUAUAAAGCAGACUGAAAUCACAUCAGUUACCACAGCAAAGGCUCCAAAGAGCGGUACAGAUCAAACAAGUAUCCAGGGUGAAAAAGUGCCAGAAAAGAAAGACCUGACACCAGCUGCUGUUCAGCCAGAAAUGGCUGGAAUAGAGAAGGCCAUCAUGGAAGUGAAGGCCAAGGAGAAACCCAAAGAGGGCAAGGAUCGUGAUGUGCAAGGAGUGCAAGUUAAAGUGUCGACAAAAGAUGUGCGUGAUGCACCUCAGAGCCUGGAUGAAAAGGCUGUUGGGAAGGAGAAAAUCCCUAAAGGAGCUGAAGUGCGCAUUUCACAACCAGGUACACAAGCCACUAUAAAGCAGAGUGAAAUCACAUCAGUUACCGUAGCAAAGGCUCCAAAGAGCGAUACAGAUCAAACAAGUAUCCAGGGCGAAAAAGUGCCAGAAAAGAAAGACCUGACACGAGCUGCUGUUCAGCCAGCAAAGGCUGCAGUUGAGAAGGCCAUGGUGGAAGUGAAGACCAAGGAGAAACCCAAAGAGGGCAAGGAUCGUGAUGUGCAAGGAAUGCAACCUAAAGUGUCGACAAAAGAUGUGUGUGAUUCACCUCAGAGCCUGGAUGAAAAGACUGUUGGGAAGGAGAAAAUCCCCAAAGGAGCUGAAGUGUGCGUUUUACAACCAGGUACACAAGCCACUAUAAAGCAGACUGAAAUCACAUCAGUUACCGUAGCAAAGGCUCCAAAGACUGAUACAGAUCAAACAAGUAUCCAGGGUGAAAAAGUGCCAGAAAAGACAGACCUGACACCAGCUGCUGUUCAGCCAGCAAAGGCUGCAGUUGAGAAGGCCAUGGUGGAAGUGAAGACCAAGGAGAAACCCAAAGAGGUCAAGGAUCGUGAUGUGCAAGGAGUGCAAGCUAAAGUGACACCAAAAGAUGUGCGUGAUGCACCUCAGAUCCUGGAUGAAAAGGCUGUUGGGAAAGAGAAAAUCCCCAAAGGAGCUGAACCAGAAAAGGCUGCAGUUGAGAAGGCCAUGGUGGAAGUGAAGACUAAGGAGAAACCCAAAGAGGUCAAGGAUCGUGAUGUGCAAGGAAUGCAACCUAAAGUGACGCCAAAAGAUGUGCGUGAUGCACCUCAGAGCCUGGAUGAAAAGACUGUUGGGAAGGAGAAAAUCCCCAAAGGAGCUGAAGUGUGCGUUUUACAACCAGGUACACAAGCCACUAUAAAGCAGACUGAAAUCACAUCAGUUACCGUAGCAAAGGCUCCAAAGACUGAUACAGAUCAAACAAGUAUCCAGGGCGAAAAAGUGCCAGAAAAGACAGACCUGACACCAGCUGCUGUUCAGCCAGCAAAGGCUGCAGUUGAGAAGGCCAUGGUGGAAGUGAAGACCAAGGAGAAACCCAAAGAGGUCAAGGAUCGUGAUGUGCAAGGAGUGCAACCUAAAGUGACACCAAAAGAUGUGCGUGAUGCACCUCAGAUCCUGGAUGAAAAGGCUGUUGGGAAGGAGAAAAUCCCCAAAGGAGCUGAAGUGCGCAUUUCACAACCAGGUACACAAGGCACUAUAAAGCAGACUGAAAUCACAUCAGUUACAACGGCAAAGGCUCCAAAGAGCGAUACAGAUCAAACAAGUAUCCAGGGCGACAAAGUGCCAGAAAAGACAGACCUGACACCAGCUGCUGUUCAGCCAGAAAAGGCUGCAGUUGAGAAGGCCAUGGUGGAAGUGAAGACUAAGGAGAAACCCAAAGAGGUCAAGGAUCGUGAUGUGCAAGGAAUGCAACCUAAAGUGUUGACCAAAGAUGUGCUUGAUGCCCCUCAGAUCCUGGAUGAAAAGGCUGUUGGGAAGGAGAAAAUCCCCAAAGGAGCUGAAGUGCGCAUUUCACAACCAGGUACACAAGGCACUAUAAAGCAGACUGAAAUCACAUCAGUUACAACGGCAAAGGCUCCAAAGAGCGAUACAGAUCAAACAAGUAUCCAGGGCGACAAAGUGCCAACAAAAAAAGCCCUGACACCGGCUGCUGUUCAGCCAGAAAAGGCUGCAGUUGAGAAGGCCAUGGUGGAAGUGAAGACUAAGGAGAAACCCAAAGAGGUCAAGGAUCGUGAUGUGCAAGGAAUGCAACCUAAAGUGUUGACCAAAGAUGUGCGUGAUGCACCUCAGAUCCUGGAUGAAAAGGCUGUUGGGAAAGAGAAAAUCCCCAAAGGAGCUGAAGUGUGCGUUUUACAACCAGGUACACAAGCCACUAUAAAGCAGACUGAGAUAAAAUCAGUUACCGUAGCAAAGGCUCCAAAGAGCGAUACAGAUCAAACAAGUAUCCAGGGCGAAAAAGUGCCAAUAAAGAAAGACCUGACACCAGCUGCUGUUCAGCCAGAAAAGGCUGCAGUUGAGAAGGCCAUGGUGGAAGUGAAGACUAAGGAGAAACCCAAAGAGGUCAAGGAUCGUGAUGUGCAAGGAAUGCAACCUAAAGUGUUGACCAAAGAUGUGCGUGAUGCACCUCAGAUCCUGGAUGAAAAGGCUGUUGGGAAAGAGAAAAUCCCCAAAGGAGCUGAAGUGCGCAUUUCACAACCAGGUACACAAGGCACUAUAAAGCAGACUGAAAUCACAUCAGUUACUGUAGCAAAGGCUCCAAAGAGCGAUACAGAUCAAACAAGUAUCCAGGGCGACAAAGUGCCAACAAAAAAAGCCCUGACACCGGCUGCUGUUCAGCCAGAAAAGGCUGCAGUUGAGAAGGCCAUGGUGGAAGUGAAGACUAAGGAGAAACCCAAAGAGGUCAAGGAUCGUGAUGUGCAAGGAAUGCAACCUAAAGUGUUGACCAAAGAUGUGCGUGAUGCCCCUCAGAUCCUGGAUGAAAAGACUGUUGGGAAGGAGAAAAUCCCCAAAGGAGCUGAAGUGUGCGUUUUACAACCAGGUACACAAGCCACUAUAAAGCAGACUGAGAUAAAAUCAGUUACCGUAGCAAAGGCUCCAAAGAGCGAUACAGAUCAAACAAGUAUUCAGGGCGAAAAAGUGCCAAUAAAGAAAGACCUGACACCAGCUGCUGUUCAGCCAGAAAAGGCUGCAGUUGAGAAGGCCAUGGUGGAAGUGAAGACCAAUGAGAAACCCAAAGAGGGCAAGGAUCGUGACGUGCAAGGAGUGCAACCUAAAGUGACGCCAAAAGAUGUGCGUGAUGCACCUCAGAGCCUGGAUGAAAAGGCUGUUGGGAAAGAGAAAAUCCCCAAAGGAGCUGUUGUGUGCGUUUUACAACCAGGUACACAAGGCACUAUAAAGCAGACUGAAACCACAUCAGCUACUGUAGCAAAGGCUCCAACGAUUGAUACAGAUCAAACAAGUAUCCAGGGCGACAAAGUGCCAACAAAGAAAGACCUGACACCAGCUGCUGUUCAGCCAGAAAAGGCUGCAGUUGAAAGGGCUAUCAUGGAAGUGAAGGCCAAGGAGAAACCCAAAGAGGGCAAGGAUCGUGAUGUGCAAGGAGUGCAAGCUAAAGUGUCGACAAAAGAUGUGCGUGAUGCACCUCAGAGCCUGGAUGAAAAGACUGUUGGGAAGGAGAAAAUCCCCAAAGGAGCUGAAGUGCGCAUUUCACAACCAGGUACACAAGCCACUAUAAAGCAGACCGAAAUCACAUCAGUUACAACGGCAAAGGCUCCAAAGACUGAUACAGACGAAACAAGUAUCCAGGGCGAGAAGGUGCCAGACAAGAAAGACCUGACACCAGCUGCUGUUCAGCCAGAAAAGGCUGCAGUUGAGAAGGCAAUGGUGGAAGUGAAGCCCAAGGAAAAACCCAAAGAGGCCAGGGAUCAUGACGUGCAAGCUAAAGUGACAACAAAAGAUGUGUGUGAUGCACCUCAGAGCUUGGAUGAAAAGGCUGUUGGGAAGGAGAAAAUCCCUAAAAGAGCUGAAGUGCGCAUUUCACAACCAGGUACACAAGGCACUAUAAAGCAGACCGAAAUCACAUCAGUUACUGUAGCAAAGGCUCCAAAGAUUGGUACAGAUCAAACAAGUAUCCAGGGUGAAAAAGUGCCAACAAAAAAAGACCUGACACCGGCUGCUGUUCAGCCAGAAAAGGCUGCAGUUGAGAAGGCCAUGGUGGAAGUAAAGACCAAGGAAAAACCCAAAGAGGUCAAGGAUCGUGACGUGCAAGCUAAAGUGACGACAAAAGAUGUGUGUGAUGCCCCUCAGAGCUUGUAUGAAAAGACUGUUGGGAAGGAGAAAAUCCCCAAAGGAGCUGAAGUGUGCAUUUUACAACCAGAUACACAAGCCACUAUAAAGCAGACUGAAAUCACAUCAGUUACUGUAGCAAAGGCUCCAAAGACUGAUACAGAUCAAACAAGUAUCCAGGGCGACAAAGUGCCAAUAAAGAAAGACCUGACACCGCCUGCUGUUCAGCCAGAAAAGGCUGCAGUUGAGAAGGCCAUGGUGGAAGUGAAGCCCAAGGAGACACCCAGAGAGGGCAAGGAUCGUGAUGUGCAAGGAUUGCAACCUAAAGUGUCGACAAAAGAUGUGCGUGAUGCACCUCAGAGCCUGGAUGAAAAGACUGUUGGGAAGGAGAAAAUCCCCAAAGGAGCUGAAGUGUGCAUUUUACAACCAGGUACACAAGCCACUAUAAAGCAGACUGAAAUCACAUCAGUUACUGUAGCAAAGGCUCCAAAGAGCGAUACAGAUCAAACAAGUAUCCAGGGCGAAAAAGUGCCAAUAAAGAAAGACCUGACACCAGCUGCUGUUCAGCCAGAAAAGGCUGCAGUUGAGAAAGCCAUGGUGGAAGUGAAGCCCAAGGAGAAACCCAAAGAGGUCAAGGAUCGUGACGUGCAACCUAAAGUGUCGACAAAAGAUGUGCGUGAUGCACCUCAGAGCCUGGAUGAAAAGACUGUUGGGAAGGAGAAAAUCCCCAAAGGAGCUGAAGUGUGCAUUUUACAACCAGGUACACAAGCCACUAUAAAGCAGACUGAAAUCACAUCAGCUACUGUAGCAAAGGCUCCAAAGAGCGAUACAGAUCAAACAAGUAUCCAGGGCGACAAAGUGCCAACAAAGAAAGACCUGACACCAGCUGCUGUUCAGCCAGAAAAGGCUGCAGUUGAGAAGGCCAUGGUGGAAGUGAAGACCAAGGAGAAACCCAAAGAGGUCAAGGAUUGUGAUGUGCAAGGAAUGCAACCUAAAGUGUUGACAAAAGAUGUGCGUGAUGCCCCUCAGAUCCUGGAUGAAAAGACUGUUGGGAAGGAGAAAAUCCCCAAAGGAGCUGAAGUGCAUUCACAACAGUACACAAGCCACUAUAAAGCCAGACUGAAAUCCAUCAGUGUUACCGUAGCAAACGCUCCAAUGAGUGGUACAGAUCAAACAAGUAUCCAGGGCGAACAAGUGCCAACAAAGAAAGACCUGACACCAGCUGCUGUUCAGCCAGAAAAGGCUGCAGUUGAGAAGGCCAUGGUGGAAGUGAAGCCCAAGGAGAAACCCAAAGAGGUCAAGGAUCGUGACGUGCAACCUAAAGUGUCGACAAAAGAUGUGCGUGAUGCACCUCAGAGCCUGGAUGAAAAGACUGUUGGGACGGACAAAAUCCCCAAAGGAGCUGAAGUGUGCAUUUUACAACCAGGUACACAAGCCACUAUAAAGCAGACCGAAAUCACAUCAGUUACAACGGCAAAGGCUCCAAAGACUGAUACAGAUCAAACAAGUAUCCAGGGCGAAAAAGUGCCAAUAAAGAAAGACCUGACACCAGCUGCUGUUCAGCCAGAAAAGGCUGCAGUUGAGAAGGCCAUGGUGGAAGUGAAGGCCAAGGAGAAACCCAAAGAGGGCAAGGAUCGUGACGUGCAAGGAGUGCAAUCUAAAGUGACGCCAAAAGAUGUGCGUGAUGCACCUCAGAGCCUGGAUGAAAAGGCUGUUGGGAAGGAGAAAAUCCUCAAAGGAGCUGAAGUGUGCAUUUCACAACCAGGAACACAAGCCACUAUAAAGCAGACUGAAAUAACAUCAGUUACCGUAGCAACGGCUCCAAAGAGCGGUACAGAUCAAACAAGUAUCCAGGGUGAAAAAGUGCCAAUAAAAAAAGACCUGACACCAGCUGCUGUUCAGCCAGAAAAGGCUGCAGUUGAGAAGGCCAUGGUGGAAGUAAAGACCAAGGAAAAACCCAAAGAGGGCAAGGAUCGUGAUGUGCAAGGAGUGCAACCUAAAGUGACGACCAGAGAUGUGCGUGAUGCACCUCAGAGCCUGGAUGAAAAGACUGUUGGGAAGGAGAAAAUCCCCAAAGGAGCUGAAGUGUGCAUUUCACAACCAGGUACACAAGCCACUAUAAAGCAGACUGAAAUCACAUCAGUUACCACAGCAAAGGCUCCAAAGAGUGAUACAGAUCAAACAAGUGUCCAUGGUGAAAAAGUGCCAACAACGAAAGACCUGACACCAGCUGCUGUUCAGCCAGAAAAGGCUGCAGUUGAGAAGGCCAUGGUGAAAGUGAAGGCCAAGGAGAAACCCAAAGAGGGCAAGGAUCCUGACGUGCAAGAAGUGCAACCUAAAGUGACGCCAAAAGAUGUGCGUGAUGCACCUCAGAGCCUGGAUGAAAAGGCUGUUGGGAAGGAGAAAAUCCCCAAAGGAGCUGAAGUGUGCAUUUCACAACUAGGUACACAAGCCACUAUAAAGCAGAGUGAAAUCACAUCAGUUACCGUAGCAAAGGCUCCAAAGAGCGGUACAGAUCAAACAAGUAUCCAGGGCGAACAAGUGCCAACAAAGAAAGACCUGACACCAGCUGCUGUUCAGCCAGAAAAGGCUGCAGUUGAGAAGGCCAUGGUGGAAGUGAAGCCCAAGGAGAAACCCAAAGAGGUCAAGGAUCGUGACGUGCAAGCUAUAGUGACGACAAAAGAUGUGUGUGAUGCACUUCAGAGCUUGUAUGAAAAGACUGUUGGGAUGGAGAAAAUCCCCAAAGGAGCUGAAGUGCGCAUUUCACAACCAGGUACACAAGGCACUAUAAAGCAGACUGAAAUCACAUCAGUUACCGUAGCAAAGGCUCCAAAGAGCGGUACAGAUCAAACAAGUAUCCAUGGCGAAAAAGUGCCAGAAAAGACAGACCUGACACCAGCUGCUGUUCAGCCAGCAAAGGCUGCAGUUGAGAAGGCCAUGGUGGAAGUGAAGCCCAAGGAGAAACCCAAAGAGGGCAAGGAUCGUGAUGUGCAAGGAGUACAACCUAAAGUGACGCCAAAAGAUGUGCGUGAUGCACCUCAGAGCCUGGAUGAAAAGGCUGUUGGGAAGGAGAAAAUCCCCAAAGGAGCUGAAGUGCGCAUUUCACAACUAGGUACACAAGCCACUAUAAAGCAGACUGAAAUCACAUCAGUUACCGUAGCAACGGCUCCAAAGAGCGGUACAGAUCAAACAAAUAUCCAGGGCCAAAAAGUGCCAACAAAGAAAGACCUGACACCAGCUGCUGUUCAGCCAGAAAAGGCUGCAGUUGAGACGGCCAUCAUGGAAGUGAAGCCCAAGGAGAAACCCAAAGAGGGCAAGGAUCGUGACGUGCAAGGAAUGCAAGCUAAAUUGUUUACAAAAGACUUGCAUGAUGUACCCCAGAGCCCGGAUGAAAGGACUGUUAAAAAGGGAGACAUUCUCUUGAGUGUACAUGAAUACAAAACUGUCACAGUGGAAAAGGAACCAAAGAUAGAAUCAAAUAUCCUGUCUGAGACAAUCAAAAAACACAAAGUUGUGACCACCACUAAAAUGACAACUGUAGAAGUACAAGAAAGCUUUACUGGAUCCCUGUCUGAACUCAGUGUGGUGCCAAGUGCCCAAACUGAGGGGCAUCUGACAGAUGCAAUGGGAAAACAAAAGGAGGAAUGGACGGAGGAGAAGAAGAGGACUAUUCAGGAAAAGGACAGGGAAAUGAUGGUCAGGGUAGAAACACAAACUGUUCAAGUCCCAAGUGCCACGACCCACAGCACUAGUGAAGUGACACUGCAGAGAAUGGAUUUGCCACAGGUGUACAAGACUGACAAGAGAUCCCCUGCAUCACUGCAGGCAGUUCAGAAAUCUUCAGCUGACGUUAUCUGGGGUGAGGUAAGCCUGGUGGAGGGAUUGCCCCUUCAGGAAAGCAAAACUCAAGCAGAAGCAGCUUUUAUGACGACUGAGAAGCUUUCUCUGAGGGAACCAAAAGGAUCCGCCAUGAGGACCAUCUUCACAGAGAUACACCUACUCUCAGGGACAGAAGCCACCUGUCAAUUUAUUGAGGGUAAACCAUUGGGGGCUGCUCAAGAGGGUCUGAUUACAUCCACCACUGAUCUGGACAACCGUCUGAGCAGGCUGGUGUCGAAAGUCUUGAGCUGCAAGAACCAGCCAGCUGAGCUCAACCCAACAGCCAUGGCCAAGCAGCUGGAGGAAGUUCAGGAGUGCAGAGAAACUGCCCAGGCACAGGUGUCAUUGCUUUCUCAGCUGAGAGGAGCUGAUGCUGAGAACAAGGAUGCUUUGGAGCAUGUAACGGACCAGUGGAGUGCAGCUGUACAGGAUGCAGCUGCUGUCAUCCAGACUAAAGAGGCCCAACUGCAGCUGGUGACUGAUUACUGCAAGCAGACCCAAGAAGCCAAGAACACACUGGAUAGACUGACAAUAGAACUGGCUGCUGUCAGAACGUCCCCAGAGGAGAGCAGCUCCAAGGAGGCAGAGCGACUAUGCGCCUUACAGAGAAGUACGGAGGAGAACAGAACAGUACUUGGGGAGCUCCUCGUGACCCAUACCAAGUUAUGCCCCCACCUCAGCUCUUCUGAGCGAGCGACCGCACAGGCUGGGCUGAAGAACCUACAAGGGAAGUGGGGCGGCCUAGAAUGGGCUGUGGAGAGGUCAUUGUAUCACACAAAUGUCCAUGCUCAGGAGACCAGUAGCCUUCUGUCGGCGAUAUCAGGUCUUCAGGAACAAUUGAAGACAACCAGCAAAGACCUUGAAGCCAUGUCUCCUUCAGCUACGCAGUGGAAUUGCAAGAAGGCACAGCAGCUGAUGGUGGCAAAUGCUGAGGUUAAAGCUGCCCAGCAGAAAUACCUUCAUUUGCAGCAGCUUUCAGAGGCAGUGCUACGCUUGCGAAGGGAGAGGGAUACAACAGAGAUACAGCAGGGGCUUCAGAGGAUCAAAGACCAAGUUUGCCGUACAGAGGAACUUGUGUCCUCACAAACUCAGAACAGCACCAACCCCAUCAUGGAGAAAAUUAUCGUGGUGAUGAGGGAUGGCUAUGCCUGGGCGAAGCAGACAGAAAGUGACAUUGAGGGCAGGAGGAAGAGGGUGGCUCUCCUCCCUGAGGAGGUUCACAGGCAACUCAGAGAUCUGAAGAAGCUGCAGUCUGAGGUCAUGGCCAAACAGGGCCAACUGGAGUCCCUGGUAGAGGAGGUGACGGAGCUUCUUCCACAGCUGGACCAGGCUGAGGAGGUGCCCAUGGUGCGCUCCUCUCUUGAAUCCCUUGAAGAUCUUUCAAAGUCAACCACUGAGAAGCUAGCCAAGGCUGUGAGAGAGAUAGAGUCAGGACUGCAGACCAGAGAGAAACUGUCAGAGCAGAUUGCUGACCUGGACUCCUGGGUUUUGGCUCAUCUGCAUAGAGAUGCCUCCAGGAGUCCAGACAGUGAGCUCAGGAGCCCGACUGAACUUGAUCGUAGAGUACGUCAGAUCCAAGAGACCCUGGCUGAGGCUGAGAAGCAGGCCGCUGUCUGUGAGGCUCUUUUAAUGAAGAGUAAAGACAUUGCCCCUGAACUCAGUAUCACAGAGAACUGCCAGCUUUUUGAUAAGCUUACAGACCUCCAGGGGGACAUCAGAGCCAUCAGCAGCUAUGAGAAGGCCAACAAAAAUGAGCUGGACAAACUCACUCAGACUGUAGAUUCGAGCAAGAAAAACUUGAUCGUCAUUGAAACAAGCCUGAGGCAGAUGUUAGUAGAUGUGAAUAGACACAAGUUCCCCAUCACAAGCGAGUCCCUGCAAGCUUUGGAGCCUUUCAAACACGUGAUUUUAGAGCACAAGUCCCAGCUUGACCUUCUGCAACCAUGGAUUCCCCAAGAAAAGUCAAGAGAACUGCACUCAGUCAUUUCUGAACUUCUCAGCAAAAUGGUCACCCUGGAAAUGAAAGCUAGAGGUCACGAGGAGUACCUGAACAAGAGGCAGUGUGUGGAGGACCUCAGGGAGAGUGUUCAGGAGCAGGUCUCUCACACCAAAGAUGACAAAAGGGAGCCUGAGGACAGGUGUAAAGUCUGUCAGAACCUCCUUGUCCAGCUUCCUCUUAUAAAGUAUAUGUCUGAGGAAGCUGGCUCCAAGCUCCAGAUGAUCUCUGCUGACCUUUACCCCUCACAGCUGAGCACAGAGCAACAGAGACUGAAACAGAACGAGGAGAGCCUUCAUACCUUGGAAAUGACGCUCUACAACAACCUCAGUAUUAUCGAGUGGAGCCUGCAGAAGGAACUGGACCUUAACUCAGAGAAGGCAUCCACUCAGGCCUUUCUCCAGAACAGCCAGCAGGAACUCCAGACACUCCCCAUGUUGGAACCAAAUGAAACAGUAAUUGACAACGAAUACCAGAGAAUUAUGUCUUUGAAAAAGACGGUCGAGUCAAGGAUGAGAGCACUGGAGGUUCUGGAGCAAAAGAAGGGAAGUAGGAAAGGAAGUGGAUCCAAAGAUCUGAUGGAGUUGAAGAAAUCAGUCCUCAGGGAAUGUGACUCACAAAUGGAGAACAUCUCCCAGGCCAAGGAGUCUCUGAGAGGCUACACAUGUGCUGUUAGACAAGCAGCACAAUUCCUGCGGGACAUCGAGUUCUCUCUGCUGCCACCGCAGGGCUCUGCUGGACCUUGCUCUGAACAGCUGGAGGAGACCCAGCAGGCUUUGGCCUCGCUGCAGCAGCAGUUCCAGACCCACGUAGAGAAACUCCAGAGUCAGGUUAACCUGCAUCCUUACCUGUGCCCCCAGAAGUUGGAGCAGUUCCAGGAGAACAUUCUGAGCCAGCUCCUGGUAAGGAUGUCCACUCUCCAGGCAAGGGGACACCUACGCCUGGAGCGUCUCAGCAGUUGUGCAGAACAUCACAAAAAUUACACUAAGUACCAAGAUGAAAUUAUCCAGAGUGUGAAGAGUGCAGAGAACAGCCUGUCACAGUUCAUAUGUCAAAAGGUCACUUGUCUCGCCGACUGCACCGACCAGCAAACCAAGCUCGGAGUUCUGUCCGAGGAGGUGGAGUCCCUGCAGAGGCAUCUACAGGAGCUGAAAGAGUGGUGCCCAGAGCAGAGCUGUCGUGGAAGGAGGGAGGCCAUCGUGGCUGCUCUCUGGAAACGCGUAGCAAGGCUACGUCGCUGCACACGAGAGCUGACAACUCGUAGUAAGCAGAGGAUCGCAGAAUGGAGCGAAAUCACCAACAGUGUGGAGAAGGCCUCUGCCCUCCUAGAUCAGGUGGAGGCAGAGCUCCCUGAUGGCUCCCGGGUGAAGGCCUCCACUGAGGACCUUCACGAGCUGUUGCAGUCCUGGGAGCAGUACCAGGACAGAUUGGACUGUGAACACAGAGCCCUGUCUGCACUGGAACUGCGUACUGCCCGGCUGCAGGGUGUUCCCGCCCACCUGGAACAAGCUCCUCCUACUCCGCUCUGUCAGCGGCUGCAGGCGAUGCAGGCUCGUUACAACAGUGUGAAGCAGAGGAGCAAGGAGGGUCUGAAGGCAGCCAGGAUGGAACUGGAGGACAGAGAAAAGCUCAGAGAGGAGCUGCAGGGUGUUCGAGUCUGGCUGGAGGCCGCAGAUGGUGUUCUGUCAGAGAUGAAGCAGACCAGCAGCACACAGGAGCUUCAGGAGGUUCACAGCCAGCUGUGUAACCAGAAGGCUUUGGUCCAGCGCAUCAUGGAGAGCCUGAAGAUGAAGUACUCAGACAUGUACACUCUGGUCCCGGCUGAGAUCGAAAGCCAACUGCAGGAGGUCAACAAAUCGCUGCAGCAACUGGAAAUAAAGGUGGCAGAGGCGGUGGAGAAGAGCGGCCCCGUCCACAGACUGGGGGCAAAGCUGUCUGAGAUCCACGCUGGCCUCACGUCAGUUCAGAAAAGACUUGAACAGAAAAGCCCCAAUGUGACUCAAGCAAAGAUCACUCAGAAGCGUGUGUGGGACGAGCUGGAUGUGUGGCACUCGGGUCUGGCGGCGCUUGAGGUGGACAUGCAGGACUUGGAGAAACCAGAGGAGGCGUUUGCUCUCACUGAGAGACUUGUGGAGGUCCAGCAGCUCCACUCCCAUCUCGCCAAGCAGGCAGAGCAGAGGACCACCCUCCUCAGCAAGAUCCACACGUGGCUUCAGGAGCAUCAGGAGAUGAUCACCAGCUCUAAAAGCUGGAUGACUGAGGCAAAGUCAUGGCUCGCUACUCCCUGCAUCUACACCACCGCUAAAUGUCUCAGCAGCCACGUUCAGACUCUGCAGAUGGUGUUGGAUGACUCGGCACAGAUCCGAACCACUCUGCAGGGAUUCAGCUCAGUCCUGAAGGAAAUGUCACCGGUCUGUGACAUCACAACUCUCCAGGAACAGCUGGUUGAAGUCGAUCAACAAGUGGCCAACGUUCAGGAAAGCUUCACUGCUCCUCUGUCUCAGCUGGGGCAUGCUGCUGAUGAGGUGGAAGCCAUUGAGAGUGAAGUCAGGCGGAUGGAGACUGAUGUGGCUGAGAUCAGGACCUUCUUAUCAUCUCCAGAGACUUUCCCCAGCCCCAGAGAAGAAAGCCUCAAGGCUGUGGAGCAGAGGAUCCAGUCCAUGAGGAGGACCGUAGCUGAGAUCCAGAAGUGUAAACCCGGCCUGUGUCUUCCAGAGAAGGCUGAAGAGACUCUGACUGUCUUUGGUGUCGUGGACCAGCUGCAGACUCUGCUGCUCGAACUGGAGAAGAAGGUCCCUGCUCUGUUCAUCCAGCAGCCUCCAACUCCGGUCCAAGCCAAAGCUCCGUCAGCUAAACAGACGACCUCUCGGCCUCAGCUCCUAAAAUCCGCUUCAGAGGAGGCUGAGAAGGAACAAGGGGAGCAGGGCCAAGUCAGAAUUGCCCAUGUUGGAGAGGACGUACUGAAGAGAACAGGAGCUUCACUGCAGACUGUGGAGCAGUCCUCACCUGAACAGAGACAGUCCUGGACACCUGACAGCACUCAGCAGUGGGAGCAUCAAGGCGUGCUCCAGGCUGAAGAAGCCACAGAGAAAACAGAGAGUCAGGAGCAGACAGUGGAAGAAGGUGGAGGAGGUGUUUUAUGGUGGCUCUGGGAUGCUUUCCUGGGCGCUUCGCCAGAGGAACCUCUGGUUGUCCCACAAGAGACUGAAGGUGUCACUGGACAAACCACUGAACAAACUGGAGAAGUUAGACAGGAUGUUGAGAGCCCCACUGACACCACAGAAGCAAGUUCAUCUGAAGCUUUAUCAAACCCCCCUGGCACAGUCACAACUCAGUCACUGCCUGAGAGCAUGGUAAACACAGCCUCCACCGUAAAAGUCUCCAAACCCGACUCUCCGCAGAACUGUGUAAGUUGCUGUCACUGGAGCCCUGCCAUCGCUCCAGGAAGUGGUUUGUGCCACAGCUGCAGUUUGCUCAGGACCCCUCUCACCCUCCCUCCCUUCCUCCCCCCUCUCCACUCUCUACCUGCGACCCUGGAGCAGAGCGGCUCAGCCGGGUGUGUUGUGUGUGUGUCCCAGGAGCCUGGGCCCCGCCCCCGUGAAGGUGUCCUGCAUGUGUGCCUGGAGAGGAUCAGCCAGCUGGAGCUGUGGCUGCAGAGAGCCCAGAGGAGCCUGGUAGCCGGCGGAGCUGCUGGGUCGUCAGCCAUGCAGGACAGCGUGGAGCAGCAACUCCUCACCUGUCAGGAGAUGUUCCUGGAGAUCGAGCAGAGCGUUGCCGGCCUGUCAGUGCACAGCCAGGCAGUUGACCACCAGCAGCAGCAGCAGCAGGAUGAACUGGGAGCUGUGGGGUCCCAGCAGGAGGCGGCUGAGCUGCUCUCGUCUAAACUGGAGCUCCUGAAGGCCAACCUGGUCUCCUUCCAACAGCUGCUGCAGGACAGACAGGACGAGGAGAGACUCAUUGCACACAAGGAGCUGCAGGAACAGAAGUCUGUACCUCUGCCAGAGCGCCGCCCGGAGACGAGGUUGAAGCGCAGCAGCAGUGUUCAGGAGAUCUUCUCCUCACCCAGAAACAAACUGCUCAGACAGAGCAGCCUGCAGCAGCAGAAGGAGCUGGAGCAGGAGCUGACUGAGCAGAGAGGACUGACUCAGGCCAUCGCCAGGCAGGGCAGCAGAGCUCGACUCAACAGUCAAGAACCAGAGGACCACAGCCAGGUGUCACCAUGGUCGCCUCCUGCUGUGGCCAAUGUGGAGGAGGACUGUGCUCAGAGGAGGUGGGAUGGCCUUCACAGUCGGCUGCUGGCUCUGGAGGAGAGCUGGCUGCUUCCUCCCUCUGAGGUGACAGACUCAUCUACGAGGCGCGGUGAUGGAACAGCAGGACGCAUGAUUGGCACACAAACCCUGAAAGAGCUCCAAACCCACAUCAGCCAUCUGAGAGAGCUGGGACACACAGCGACAGAGCCUCAGAUCUUUAACAGCUUGACUAACCUGUCUGCCCAGGCCUCAGCUGCUGACGGCGCCCAUCAGACGCUGGACGAGGGUUUGUUUCAUGUGCUACACGGAGCGUCCCUGUCUCUGUCCUCUAUCAACAACCUGCUGCAGUCACCUGCUCGGACGACGCAUGAAGAAGACACACAGCUGAAGCUGCUGCAGCUGCAGAGUCUCUCGGCAGAGCUGACUACCCUCGGCAGCGAGCUGUCCUCUCAGGGGUCAAAGGUCAGCCGCGUCCUGGGGUCACAGUGUGGUCAGCAGUGUGUGGAUGACCUGUGUCGAGUGCUUCCUGUGGUCCAGGCUGCGCUGAGCAGCAGAGAGAAGCAGCUCACACACCUGCAGGAGGAGACGGCAAAGCAACAGAUACAACUAAAUGAGUUGCAUGCAGCCUUCACUUCUAACCAGGCGACGGUUCACCAAAUAACUCAUGAAUUCGAUGGAAGCCUGGGCCUUAACAAACAACUACAGGCUGUGGUUCAGAUGCAGGAGUCUCUGCAGCAGCAGGUGGAGCAGGUGAGCUCCCUGCUGGAGGAGGCUGACCGACACAACCUGCCUGCAUCUUUCAUCCACCAGGCCUCACAGCUGCAGGGGGAGCUGGCCGGUGCUCUGGGUGGUGUUCGCUCCCUCUGUGAGGAACUGAAGAACAGUGUGGAGCUGCAGCAGCAGUAUGAGCGGCUGGUCCACAGCCUGGAGCAGCUGCUUGCUCUGGGCUCUGAGCGCCUGGCGCAGCAGCCUGACACAGAGCUCCACAGCAGAGCUCAGCUCCAGCAGCAGCUCAGCAGUCACACGAAGUUCUUCCAGUUCCUGGGGCAUCAUUUUAAGAUCCUGCAGUAUCUGACCCAGAGAGUCCCUGAGAGCACCCUCCAGAGGUGGGAGGGUGUAGUGAUGGGCCUGCAGGAGCAAGUGACCCAACUGCAGCAGCAUGGACUGGAGAAAGGGGCCAGGAUGCAGGAAACAUUACAGAUGUGGUCACAGUGGGAGGAGGACAGCGCCUGGUCAGGAUCCCUGCUGACAGCCAUUGAGACUUCAUUUCCCAAGACGCACGAGGGGGUUGAUUGUGAGGAGCAGAUAUCGGAGAAGCUCUCUGUCUACCAGGAGCUGCGUGGGGUUCUGGAGGGGAACAAGGCGCGGUUCAGUCGGAUGUUGGAGGCGGGGCUCUGGCUGCAAACGGCGGGAUGCAGAGGAGUGGGUGUGUCCACCAGAGAGCUGAAGACCCGCUGGAGAGCUCUGCACAAGAAGAUGGAGCACAAACGCACAGAUGUAGAGAGGAAGAGGAAGCUGAGGAGCAGGUUUUUCCGUGACUCUGCUGUACUGGCUGACUGGAUGGGCGGGGCCAGAGAGCUGAUAGACAGAUGCAGUCAGCUCUCUGUCUCAGCUGAGGAGGAGGUGGACAUCAAACAGAGGCGCGACCAAUACCUCCAGUUUGUGACUUUGACCAAAGAGCUUGAGGCCAAAUCUGACCUGAAGGUGGCUGUAAUCGGUGCUGGAACCCAGCUGCUCCAGCUGAGGAAGGAAGACAGAGACUCAGAAAGAUUCCCAGAGGACAAAGACACUUCACUCUCUCAGACUUCAGACCCAAAUCUCUGCUCUACUGAAUCCCACCUCAGACAGAUAGAGCUGGACUGGUCCAGUCUGCUGGCUGAUGUUCCUGUCCUGCAACAAGCUCUGCAUAAGCGAUGGAUGGAGACGUCGACCCAGCAGGGGGCGCUGCUGGAGCUGCAGGCCUGGCUGGAAGCUGCUGAGAUCCUGCUGGAGGAGCAUCGCAGCAGAAUCAACCAAACCUCGUCCACUAACACUGAUCUGAGUCAGCUCCUGAAAUACUGCAAGGAGUGUCAGGCAGAGAUGUCGGCCCAUCAGGCCACACUGGACUACGUGAGCCAGCCGUUAGAGACAUGCAGUACUGAGGUGGGCCAGAGGAGGCGCUACGAACACAAGCAGUUUGCAGAGGAGCAGGGUCGUCUCAACCAUCAGUGGCUCAGUUUGCAGGAGAUGCUCAACUCUCAGAUCAAGGAGGCGGAGCAGGAGCUGAGGAGCAGAGCGGAGCGGGAGGCCCGACUGCAGCACAUCAACAGCUGGAUCACAGAUCAGAACUGCUGGAUGGACUCAGCUCAGACACCCAGCAGCCACACGGAGCUGCAAAGGAGCAUCAACACCUGCCAGGGUCUAGAGGAGACGAUCAGGCAGAAGUCUGCAGCUCUUCAGGAGCUGAGAAAUAAAGUUGAUGGUGAAGCUGGAAACAGCAGCUGUGAUUUCAUCUCUCAGACAGAUAAAUCCAUCCAGGCCUGUGCUGCUCUCACACAACAGUACGACGCAGUGAAAGAGAGGCUGAUUGGAGCCCAGCAGCUGUGGGGCUGCGUGGAGAAGCGACUGAAUCAGAUGCUGCUGAAAACAGUGAGGACAUCUCAGACUCUUGAGUAUCACAGCGGCCCUCGGCUCUCCCUGCAGGCACACAGAGAUCGCCAUGAGAAGCUGCAGCUUCUUCGUGAGGAGACAGGAGCUUCAGAGGCAGAGUGGGACGAACUGAGUCAAACCGCCUCCUCCCUCAAAGACAUCAUCAGUCCUGCUGCUGCCGCCCUCCUCACAGAGCAGCUGGACAGACAGAGAGACAGCUGGACUGAGGUGUCCGCAGCCUUGGACCAGCAGCUCCAGAGGAGUCGCAGCAUCCUGCAGAUGUGGGAGGUCUACGCCCAGCUGGCUGCGUCUUUCUCCCAGCGGCUGCAGACGCUGCAGAGUGACGUCAGAUCAGCGCUGAGUGGAGCACCUGGAGACGAUAACACUGUGGAGCAGGUCGCUGUGAAGAUUUGCAGCGUUCAGAGUCUCCUGCAGAGGACGGACACUCUGCAGUCCGACCUGGAGGGGGUGCUGGGGGCCUCCAAAGACGUAAUUAGCAACCUGGAGCCUUCAGCUGCCAUACUGGUCCAAUCAGAGAGCCGGUUGUUGUCACGUGGUGUUCAGCAGCUCAGCCAGACGGUGACGAGGAAGCUUGGUCAGCUGCAGGAGGAGCUCGAGCGGCUGCAGGAGUUUGGAAACGCCCUGGAGUCACUGGAGAGGAACCUGGAGCUUUGGCAGGAGCGUCUGCGCGAUGUGGGCCGGACAGCAGACCAGUCUGGCCUCCUGGAGCUGAGCGGCCUGUCUGCUGACCUGGAUGUGCUGAAUGAGCAGAGCCGCAGUGUGACGCUAGGUGACGCUGCAGCACGCCGCCUGCAACGUCUCAACCGCUGCUGGGCAGACGCGUCCGCCAGAGCUGAGGAGGCCUGCAGUGAGCUGCAGACGGAGGCUCUGAGGCGGCAAAGCUUUGAGCGCAAGUGUGAGAGCUGGAUGUCUUUCCUACAGAGGAUGGAGGACAGCCUGGCUGUAGACGUGGCCGGCUCUUACAUCGGCCUCAGACAGCAACUCUGUACACACAAGCGGUUUCAGGCAGAGCUGUCUACUGGUCACCAGAUCCUUCACUCAGUCAUCACUGAGGCUCUCCAACUGCUGCAGAAAGGAGAGGUGGAGGACAGGAGUGACUUCAUCCUGAAGCUUGCCCAGCUCAGGGAGCACUGGCAGGGGGCGGUGCAGCGGGCCGACCAGCGGCGCUCCCUGGUGGAGGGGCUGGUGAAGCAGUGGCACCUGUACAGCCGCAGCCUGAGGAAGCUGCAGAGGUUCCUGUCAGAGACACAGACACUCCUUCCUCCCACCACACCUGCCCACUGCAGCGUGCAGCAGCUACGACACUCGCUCCAGGACCUCCAGCACACAGAGCUGUUGUUCCAGAGGUACCAGUGCACCUUCAUCCACACUCUGGAGGUCGGCCGGCAGCUCUUCUCCAUGGGGGACGAGGAGACCCAGACUCAGCUGCAGACGGAUUUGGGAAGCCUGCAGGAGGAGUGGGACAACCUGCAAAGCCUGCUGGGCCGGAGGAUGGACCUCACCGAGGCGAUCGUCAAGAACUGGGAGCGCUGCGAGGCUGGACUGGCUGACAGCAUGCUGCAGCUGAAGGACGUGAAGACGAGACUGAACCAGUCGAUGCCGGAGUUUGACGAUGAGCUGCAGAGCACCGAGAAAUAUUAUAAGGAGAACGAGGACUCCCUGGAGGACUGGGCUGAGAGCCUGACAGAGCUGAGCACCAUGAAGACGGAUCUGUCCCAGUACAUCAUCGCAGACGAUGUCCUACUGCUGCAGGAGCAGGUGGAGCACCUGCACUGUCAGUGGGAGGAACUCUGCCUCAAGGUGUCUCUGCGUAAACAGGAGAUCGCAGAUCGUCUGAACGCGUGGAUCAUCUUCAACGAGAAGAACAAGGAGCUGUGCGAGUGGCUGACGCAGAUGGAGAACAAGGUCGCGCACAACUCGGACCUCAACAUCGAGGAGAUGGUGGAGAAGCUCAAGAAGGAUUGUAUGGAAGAGAUCAACCUGUUCAGUGAGAAUAAAACCCAUCUGAAGCAGCUCGGAGAACAACUCAUCACAGCGAGCAACAAGACGAAAGAGACGGAGAUCAACGACAAGCUGAAGGACAUCAACGACCGCUGGCAGCAUCUGUUUGACCACAUAGAGGCCAGGGUGAGGAAGCUGAAGGAGACGCUGGUGACGGUGCAGCAGCUCGACAAGAACAUGAGCAACCUGCGAACGUGGCUGUCUCGCAUCGAGGCGGAGCUGGCCAAGCCGGUGGUCUACAACGUCUGCCACAGCGAUGAGAUUCAGAGGAAACUUGCUGAGCAGCAGGAUCUGCAGCGGGACAUCGAGCAGCACACAGAGAGCGUGGCAUCGGUGCUGACGCUCUGUGACGUCCUGCUCCACGAUGCAGACGCCUGCGGCAGCGACUCGGAGAACGACUCCAUCCAGCAGACCACCCGCAGCCUGGACCGACGCUGGAGGAACAUAUGUGCCAUGUCCAUGGAGAGGAGGAUGAGGAUUGAGGAGACGUGGCGUCUGUGGUGUAAGUUCCUGGACGACUUCUCUCGCUUUGAAGACUGGCUGAAGACAGCUGAGCUCACCGCAGCGAGCCCGGACUCUUCUGACGUCCUCUACACCAGCGCCAAGGAGGAGCUCAAGAAGUUUGAGGCGUUCCAGCGGCAGGUUCACGAGCGUCUGACUCAGCUGGAGCUGGUGAACAAACAGUAUCGCCGUCUGGCCCGGGAGAACCGAACUGAUGCCGCCAGCAAGCUUAAAGUCAUGGUCCACGAGGGGAACCAGAGGUGGGACAGCCUGCAGAGGAGGGUGGCUUCUGUUCUGCGCAGACUCAAGCACUUCACCUCUCAGAGAGAAGACUUUGAGGGAACUCGUGAGGGGAUCCUGGUCUGGCUCACAGAGAUGGACCUGCAGCUCACCAACGUGGAGCACUUCUCCGAGAGCGACAUCGAAGACAAGAUGAGACAGCUGAACGGCUUCCAGCAGGAGAUCACCCUCAACACCAACAAGAUCGACGCCCUGAUCGUGUUCGGGGAGAACCUGAUCCAGAAGAGCGCUCCUCUGGACGCCGUGCUGAUCGAGGACGAGCUGGAGGAGCUGCACUCCUACUGCCAGGAGGUGUUCGGCAGAGUGGCUCGCUUCCACCACCGCCUUGUCAACAGACGCCCAGUUCUGGAGGAGGAGAGGGAGCUGUCAGACCGCGACACCGACUCACCCGAUCUGACCAAUGGGACCUCCUGGAGCGAGGCGAGGAAGAAGGAGGGGGAGGUUUCAGCAGGAGGUGGAGUCUCAGCUGGACGGCAGGUCAUGUGCCACCUCCUAGCGCCCCCUCUGGAGCGGUCGGGAAGAGAGACUCCCGUCAGCGUGGACUCCAUCCCGCUGGAGUGGGACCACACUGUUGAUGUGGGAGGAUCGUCGUCACACGAAGACGACGAGGACGCCACCUUCUUCAGCGCCCUGUCAGACAUGAAGGUCACAGAGAGCUCAGAGUCCUUUGUUAGAGCGACUGUCAGAGCAGUGAAAGCUGCGUCGGUGAAGUCAGUGACCGACCCGCCGAGCUGGCACCAGCCCGGCUCCCCAGAGAGGAAACGAGUCCCCCGAGAGAUGAUCCGAGGCCUGAGCUCAUCUCCCACACACACCACCAGCACUCCAUUCCACCAGCAGGGCUACGUUAAGCUGAUGUCGGAGUGCAGCGGCAGCAUCAACACCGUGAAGAGAGUCAAGCUGAUCCUGAACGAUGAGGAGGAGCUGGAGGGUUCGGGUCUGACCAGCAGCACGGCCGACAAACAGACCAGCACAGGUGUGAUCGAGCGCUGGGAGCUGCUACAAGCACAGAAGUUCAACAACGAGACGGACAUCAAGCAGGACCUGGAGCAGUGGCAGAAGCUGAACUCUGACCUCUGUGACGUCACUUCGUGGUUGGGCAGGGUGCUGCCAGAGCUGGAGAAGCUACAGCGGAUCGCACCGUCCACCAGUAUCCGAGACAUUGAAAUCAACAUCAGGAAACAUAAGGAGAUGCAGAAAACCUUCAACAGCUACAAGUGUCUCAUGAUCUCUGCCAACCUGAGCAGCCGCCACUUCCUGCGGGGCGACAGCGCCGAGCUGCGGGAGCUGCAAGAGGCUCUCAGCUCAGCCAAUCACAGCUGGACGCAGGCCUGCAGCGGCCUGGAGAGCUGGGAGAGGAGGCUGCACUCUGCACUCAUGCAGUGUCAGGAGUUUAAUGAGACGCUGCACUCCCUGCUGUUGUGGCUCGCUCAGGCUGAGAACACACUCAGCGCUGUGAAUGUCAGCGACCAGUCGACGUCACGCGCCGCCCUGCUGGAGCACAGAGACACACUGAGGGCUCUGCAGGAGGAGCUCUGCAGCCGCCAGCGGCAGGUCUCCUCGCUGCAGGAGAUCUCCUCUCAGCUCCUCCUGGAGGCCACUGGAGAAGACAGCGUGGAGGCCAAGGAGAAGGUCCACGUCAUCGGCAACAAACUGCAUCUCCUGCUGCGACAGGUGGCUGCUGACCUGCACACGCUGCAGGGGAGACUGGAAACCUGCUCAAACAGCUCAGAGUUGGACAGCAUUGGUCUGGGAGCACUCCACUCUCCUCUGCUGCUGCACAAGGAGGAGGCUGCAGGUCUACACGCAGCUGCAGUUGGACAGCCUGCCACAAGAAGGGAGGAGAGGAGGGAUUCUUCCCCACAGAGACCUUUCUUCUACCGGGUUCUACGAGCUGCCUUCCCCCUACACCUGCUCUUCUUCGUGCUGCUGGUUCUGGCCUGCUUGGUGCCUCUGUCUGAAGAGAACUACAGCUGUACACUGUCCAACAACUUCGCCCGCUCCUUCUACCCCAUGCUGCGCUACACCAACGGCCCUCCGCCCACAUGAGCACUGCCACGACACCCAGCGAGUUCCCAUGAUCUGGGGAGGACUGACGGACUUAAUCAAAUGUGAGGUUGUAAUCCUUCACAGUGUGAAGGUGUACAUUCAAAGACACCUUCUCCCUGCCACACAAAGAGGCACCGCCCUUCAGGUUUGGAGGCCUCAUCUUCUUCUUUUUUUUUUUAACUAUUAUUGGUGUAUUUAAAUAUGUAUUUAUUGAUUGUGGAGUUCCACAGUUAAACAAAAAGAAGCCAUAUCACUGGUUUGUUUUAAAGUUUUGUCAUUUUUAUAUGUAGAGUCACCGUCUAACGUCCCCACCAAACAUCUCCAACACACGGUGCAAUGAGAAAAAGGCCUCGAGAUUUAUUUUAAUACCUACAGUAUAUUUUCAUUUUUGUACUUUCACUACAGUCUGUGGGAUCUAAUCUGAAGGAUAAACGACAGUUCUUACCAAAGCAUCCAGAAAUUAAGUACACCAGCCAUUUUCUACCACUGCAGCUAUUUGUACUGUUUUUCAUAGAAGGCAGCCUCUUGUUGUUAGCACAUUUUGUACAGAAGAGUUGAUUUAGAGAUAUUUAAGAAGAAAUGAUCUGUAAGAUGAAUUUUUUUUUCAAAUGAUGGCAGUGACUCAUCUGCAGACAUGCCUUUCUGUAGCCAACUGAACGACCGUAAGUUUAUCAGAUAAUGUUCUUUAAAUGGUGUUACUGACGAUUUUUGUAUAUAAGGGCAAACUACUGAGAAAGAAAUAGCUAAAUUAUUGUUUCUGCGUUUGAGUUUGAGUGUGGCACUGAAAUAUAAUCAAAGUAAUUUAACACGGGGCAACAGUUUGAGAUUUGUUACUAUGAUUGUGUUAACUUUAUGACCAGUGGCUUGGAGGUUUGAGUAUUUUAACAGAUCGCUGAACCUAAAAGAUUGGCAUUAAUGGCGUAGCUCCUAAGUUUAAAGCUGCAUUAUGUAAUUCUUGACCACCAGGGGGCAGAAAGUGUCAAAACAUACCUUGCUAAAACAACAGCAAGUGCUUUCAGCCAACAUGGUAGCAUUACAAACUGCCUACGUCAGGCCCAGACACACCAAACCAGCAUCAAGGAGCUAGUAGCAAGGAAAGUCGACUGUUCCAUUACCUCACAUCGCCUGCUUCUCAGCCACAAAGCUGCACUUUAACACACCACAAUGACUAUAACCAACGGCCAACUCGCAUGUACGUUCUUGCGCCUGCAUGAGAGGAAAUAACUCUCCAUAGCGGCAGGCGGCAGUAGUCUGUAUUCGUCAUUCAGAAAGGGUAACUAGAAGACCAACAGGACCAUGGGUGUAUAAAGCGAACUGGAUACAGCAUUGGAGGCUGGCCCCCAUUCAUUUCUAUAAAAGUUGCGCGUGAAGCCAAAAAAGCUCAGUGUCUGCGGUAUUAAAGUACCCAGAUCUCCAUACUGUGGGGCCCACAGAGCAAGCACACUAGAGACUUGCGGCGACCGAGCGGCUACCUUCAGAGUUAACGCUCUGCUAACUUGAAUGGUGACAAAUAUUUAAUCAUGCGUCUCUUUUACACUUUAGAAAUGAAAGUGGACGGAAUGGAUUAAAUCCUGAGCCACUUCACGGGGGCUGUGACUCUCUAAAAAUAAUGUAUCCACUGAUUUACAGCUGUCUCUUUCCUGUCAUUGGGAAAAGUCUAUUUGAGUCCCAUGGCACCAUGUGACAGACCCAGAAGUUGUAGUUAUGUGGUUUGGCAAUUAUGAAAAUUGGCUUCAAAGACUGGGGCACUUCCAGGAGGCCUGGACAGGACAGACUCAACAUGCUAGUUAGCCAAUUAGCAUAUUAACAACACAACCUGAUGCUGACAGAACAAAGGCUAUUUACUGUGUGCUAGCAAACAAACACAAACAAGUACGAACCGUUUCUGCUGAAAAGCUCAACAGUUUUUUAAAAAAAAAAAAAAAUCGUACCAAAAAUAGCAAGUCGAUCUUACACCCUCCGGACUCUAGUCCUUUGAUUGGCGGUUCAGCUCAGUGUACGAGAAGAUAAAACAGAAGUGAGGAAAACAAACAGUGAUUUCACUCACCGACAGGCUCCACAGGGCGCGGCAACAUUU